Coregonus sp. 'balchen' is the source of this 55818-nucleotide messenger RNA. The record is from the annotation of a GenBank genome assembly. NCBI's taxonomy places the organism in Eukaryota, Metazoa, Chordata, Actinopteri, Salmoniformes, Salmonidae.
AUGGUGAGGCUUUACCACAGCAGCAGCAUCAGGCCUCAUUCACUCCAAGCCACUGAAGGAGCAAUGGUAAAAGCUUUUCCUGGCAGGAUUUGACUGUCUGUUGACUGAACUGAUACUGAUGUAAAAAGGGCUUUAUAAAUCAAUUUGAUUGAUUGAGCUAGCACGCUAGCCCUGUCAAGCUAGUCUGCCUAACUGACACCAGCAAAGCUUAACUCGUAUCGCGGUUGGCUCAUUGUAGCCAGGACCGCUGAUCCUGACCCAAGUAUGUGCCUGUCAGACUCAUUUUUGGAGUUGGAGAUGGACGGUAAAGCCAUGAAAUGAAAGUAAUGUGACAGCAUGAAAAAUUUAUGCACUCACUAACUGUAAGUCGCUCUGGAUAAGAGCGUCUGCUAAAUGACUAAAAUGUAAAUGUAAUGUAUAUUAUGUAUAUAUACAGUGUUCUAAUGAUGUGCAAAUAGUUAAAGUACAAAAGGGAAAAUAAAUAAACAGAAAUAUAGGUUGUAUUCAUGCUGCUGUGAUUGCUCUCUCUCUCUCUCUCUCUCUCCUCUUCUCCUCUCCCUCUCCUCUCUCUCUCUCCCUCUCUCUCUCUCUCUCUCUGCUGUCUCUAUCUCUCUCUCUCUCUCUCUCUCUCUCUCUCUCUUCACUCUCUCUCUCUCUCUCGUCUCUCUCUCUCUCCUGUUCUUUCCGUCUCUCUCUCUCUCUCUGUUCUCUUCGGUCUCCUGUCUCUCUAGCGAUCGAUCUCCGUCUCAUCGUGGGUAGGCUGGCUAGCUGGGAGCUUCGAUCUAUCUAUCUAUCUAUUAUCUAUUAAUCUAUAUAUCUACAUCUAUCUAUCAUCUAUCAUUAUCUAGCUAUCUAUCUAUCUAUCUACUAUCUAUCUAUCUACUAUCUCAUCUAUAUCUAUCUAUCUAUCUAUCUAUCUAUCUAUCUAUCCUCUCUCUCUCUCUACUUCUCUCUCUCUCCUCUCUUCUCUCUCUCUCUCUCUCUCUCCUCUCUCUCUCUCUCUCUCUCUCUCUCUCUCUCUGUCUCUGUCUCUGUCUCUGUCUCUGUCUCUCUCUCUCUCGUAGAUUUGUUGUCUCUCAUUCCCUAAUCCCUUUAUACAUGAUCAUUAUGUUUAAUUCUCCAUUUCAUACACCAUAAUCAUACUCUUCUCUCCAGAGCAGUGCAGGGCAAGUUGAGUGAAGUGCAAACAAGGGAUUUGUCUCUGCUUUCCUGUGUUGACACCAUUGUGCUGCUGACUGAUGAUCCUGCCUCUCAUCUUUCAUCAGUCUCUUACUACAAAAGAGGAGCCACUCCUCAGACUGCUGUUCAGGCGAGAUCUGAUGCAGUAAUGGUUCUGUAUAGCUUUGCAGCUCCUCCCUUGGUUUACCUAAUGUGUGAGAUAAUUGCUAUACAACACACCAAUGUAUAGAGAAUGGAACCUGAGAAUGACAGAAUUCUGGUUGAUGUCUCUAAACUCUUCUGUGAUCAGGGGUGUACCUCUGUAUGACAGGGUUCCACAGCCACAACUUAAGAUGCCAGAACAAUGAGCGCUGAAAGCUUUUUUAACCUCUCUAGUCAUGCAGCCCAAGCUUAUUGUAUUAGGUCAUCUCACAUGGUAAGCACUAGCUACUUAAAUCUUUGAAGAUUCAGUUGAAAAUCUGUCAUUUAAAUCCAACAGAAUCUGGGGUAUUUCUGGAACGUCUUGCAAAUGAUGGGUUACUAGCAGCAGCUUUAGUCUCUGUAGGAUUGUCAGAAUGGGCCUCUGCAGGGCUAAUUGGUGACUGAGGUGUGUUUUGACACACCUGCGUGCGUACGCAACCACCUGCACGCACACACACACACACAAACACACACACACACACACACACACACACACACACACGCACACACACACACACACACACGCACACAUACAGUGGGGGAAAAAAGUAUUUAGUCAGCCACCAAUUGUGCAAGUUCUCCCACUUAAAAAGAUGAGAGAGGCCUGUAAUUUUCAUCAUAGGUACACGUCAACUAUGACAGACAAAAUGAGGAAAAAAAAUCCAGAAAAUCACAUUGUAGGAUUUUUUAUGAAUUUAUUUGCAAAUGAUGGUGGAAAAUAAGUAUUUGGUCAAUAACAAAAGUUUCUCAAUACUUUGUUAUAUAAUAUAAUAAUAAUAUGCCAUGUAGCAGACGCUUUUAUCCAAAGCGACUUACAGUCACGCGUGCAUACAUUUUUGUGUAUGGGUGGUCCCGGGGAUCGAACCCACUACCUUGGCGUUACAAGCGCCGUGCUCUACCAGCUGAGCUACAGAGGACCCUUUGUUGGCAAUGACACAGGUCAAACGUUUUCUGUAAGUCUUCACAAGGUUUUCACACACUGUUGCUGGUAUUUUGGCCCAUUCCUCCAUGCAGAUCUCCUCUAGAGCAGUGAUGUUUUGGGGCUGUCGCUGGGCAACACGGACUUUCAACUCCCUCCAAAGAUUUUCUAUGGGGUUGAGAUCUGGAGACUGGCUAGGCCACUCCAGGACCUUGAAAUGCUUCUCACGAAGCCACUCCUUCGUUGCACGGGCGGUGUGUUUGGGAUCAUUGUCAUGCUGAAAGACCCAGCCACGUUUCAUCUUCAAUGCCCUUGCUGAUGGAAGGAGGUUUUCACUCAAAAUCUCACGAUACAUGGCCCCAUUCAUUCUUUCCUUUACACGGAUCAGUCGUCCUGGUCCCUUUGCAGAAAAACAGCCCCAAAGCAUGAUGUUUCCACCCCCAUGCUUCACAGUAGGUAUGGUGUCCUUUGGAUGCAACUCAGCAUUCUUUGUCCUCCAAACACGACGAGUUGAGUUUUUACCAAAAAGUUCUAUUUUGGUUUCAUCUGACCAUAUGACAUUCUCCCAAUCCUCUUCUGGAUCAUCCAAAUGCACACUAGCAAACUUCAGACGGGCCUGGACAUGUACUGGCUUAAGCAGGGGGACACGUCUGGCACUGCAGGAUUUGAGUCCCUGGCGGCGUAGUGUGUUACUGAUGGUAGGCUUUGUUACUUUGGUCCCAGCUCUCUGCAGGUCACUCACUAGGUCUUGUAUGUCUUCCAUUUCCUAAUAAUUGCUCCCACAGUUGAUUUCUUCAAACCAAGCUGCUUACCUAUUGCAGAUUCAGUCUUCCCAGCCUGGUGCAGGUCUACAAUUUUGUUUCUGGUGUCCUUUGACAGCUCUUUGGUCUUGGCCAUAGUGGAGUUUGGAGUGUGACUGUUUGAGGUUGUGGACAGGUGUCUUUUAUACUGAUAACAAGUUCAAACAGGUGCCAUUAAUACAGGUAACGAGUGGAGGACAGAGGAGCCUCUUAAAGAAGAAGUUACAGGUCUGUGAGAGCCAGAAAUCUUGCUUGUUUGUAGGUGACCAAAUACUUAUUUUCCACCAUAAUUUGCAAAUAAAUUCAUUAAAAAUCCUACAAUGUGAUUUUCUGGAGAAAGAAAAUCUCAAUUUGUCUGUCAUAGUUGACGUGUACCUAUGAUGCAAAUUACAGGCCUCUCUCAUCUUUUUAAGUGGGAGAACUUGCACAAUUGGUGGCUGACUAAAUACUUUUUUUCCCCCACUGUAUAUACGCAACCAGUGAGGUAUGAAGUGUGUUCAGAGGGCUGCUGUUUGUCUGUCCCCCCAGCCCAGGACCCAGGCAGCUGCUCUGCUCUCAACUCCCACCUGGUCGUCAUCAUAGCUAUCCCAGGAACUCAGCUCUAAUUCAGUUAACCUCUUAAGGAUCGGACCCUUUCUUUAAAUUUUCGCAUAAAAUGACAUACCCAAAUCUAACUACCUGUAGCUCAGGACCUGAAGCAAGGAUAUGCAAGGAAACACUUAGAAGUUUGUGGAAAUGUGAAAUUAAUGUAGGAGAAUAUGACACAUUAGAUCUGGUAAGAGAUAAUACAAACAAAAAAACUUGUGUUUUCUUUUUUUUUUUUGUUCCAUCAUCUUUGAAAUGCAAGGGAAAGGCCACAAUAUAAUAUUGCAGUUUAAGCAGUGUGUGUGCAAAGUUUCAGAUUGAUCCAGUGAAGCAUUGCAAUACUGGAAUAUUUUGUAUCAAGUUUGCCCAAAUGUGCCGAAUUGGUCAAUUGAUACAUUUUCAAGUACAUAACUAUGGAGAACAUACAAAAAUGAUAUGGUAAUACAUAAUGUAAGUUUACACACUCCCAGGAAUGUCAUACAUGAUGGAUCAUUAGCUAAUACACUAACUUUCACACAUCUAGAUGGCUGGGCGGGGUGGGUGUGGAGCCAGAGACAGCAGGGGUUCAAACUGUAGAACCCAGUUCCUACAUUUGAAUAUAAAAAUUGAUUUUAUCAAACAAAACGAUGCUACAUUUUAUCUCUGGGACCCUUAGGAUAACAAAUCAGAGCAAGAUUACUGAAUGUAAGUACAUUAUUGUCACGAUCGUCUGAAGAAGCGGACCAAUACGCAGCGCGUGGAGUGAACAUGAUGACUUUAUUUAAUAAAGCAACCACGAAAAACAACAAAUGACGAUAGUGAAGUCCUCUGUAACACUGACAGAAACAUGGAACAAAAACCCACAAACCAAGGAGAAACCACACAGUUUAAAUAUGGCUCCCAAUCAGAGAUAACGAGCCGACAGCUGACACUCGUUACCUCCGAUUGGGAGUCAUAUGACUAAUCAAGAACAAUACCCAAACAUAGAAAUGAACAACUAGAAUACCCAACAUAGAAAUACACCCAAACAAUGAAAAUGAACAACCCUGGCUCAAAUAAUCAAAGUCCAUGGAGCCAGAGUAUCACAGUACCCCCCCCUAAAGGUGCGAACUCCGGGCGCACCAGCCUACAGUCUAGGGGAGGGUCUGGGUGGGCGUCUGUCCAUGGUGGCGGCUCUGGCCCAGGUCGUGGUCCCCACCCCACCUUAGUCACUAUCCGCUUCCGUAGCCCCCUCCACCUGACCACCCCCCAACUAAACCCCACUGGAUUAAGGGGCGGCACCGGACUAAGGGGCAGCACCGGACUAAGGGGCAGCACCGGACUAAGGGACAGUACCUGACUAAGGGGCAGCACCGGCCUGAGGGGCAGCACCGGACUGAAUGGCGGAUCCUGGCUGGCUGGCUCUGGCGGAUCCUGGCUGGACGGCUCUGGCGGAUCCUGGCUGGCGGAAGGCUCUGGCUGAUCCUGUCCGGCAGAAGGCUCUGGCUGAUCCUGUCUGGCGGAAGGCUCUGGCUGCUCCUGUCUGGCGGAAGGCUCUGGCUGAUCCUGUCUGGCGGAAGGCUCUGGCUGCUCCUGUCUGGCGGAAGGCUCUGGCUGCUCCUGUCUGGCGGAGAGCUCUAGCGGCUCCGGUCUGGCGGACGGCUCUGAAGGCUCAUGGCAGACGGGCGGCUUUGCAGGCUCAGUACCGACGGGCAGUUCCUGCGGCGCUUGGCAGACGGACAGUUCAGACGGCGUUGGGCAGACGGGCAGUUCAGACGGCGUUGGGCAGACGGACAGUUCAGGCCCCGUUGGGCAGACGGCAGACUCUGGCCGUCUGAGGCGCAUCGUAGGCCUGGUGCGUGGUGCCGGAACAGGAGGUACCGGGCUGAGGACACGCAUCUCAGGGCUAGUGCGGGGAGAAGCAACAGGGCAUGCUGGACCCUGGGGACGCACCGUAGGCCUGAUGCGUGGUGCCGGAACUGGAGGUACCGGGCUGAGGACACGCAUCUCAGGGCUAGUGCGGGAAGCAGCAACAGGGCAUGCUUGGCCCUGGGGACGCACCGUAGGCCUGAUGCGUGGUGCCGGAACUGGAGGUACCGGGCUGAGGACACGCAUCUCAGGGCUAGUGCGGGGAGAAGCAACAGGGCAUGCUGGACCCUGGGAACGCACAUAAGGGCUAGUGCGGAGAGCCGGAACAGGGCAUGCUGGACCCUGGGGACUCACAUUAAGCCUAGUGCGGAGAGCAGCAACAGGACGCACAGGACUCGGGAGACACACAGGAGGCUUGGGGCGUGGUGUAGGCACUGGUGGGAAAGGGCUGGCGACGCGCACCGUAUCCCUGGUGCGAGUGGCCGGAACAGGCCGGGCCGGGCUGGCGAAGCGCACCGUAUCCCUGGUGCGAGUGGCCGGAACAGGCCGGGCUGGGCUGGCGAAGCGCACCGUAUCCCUGGUGCGAGUGGCCGGAACAGGCCGGGCUGGGCUGGCGAAGCGCACCGUAUCCCUGGUGCGAGUGGCCGGAACAGGCCGGGCUGGGCUGGCGAAGCGCACCGUAUCCCUGGUGCGAGUGGCCGGAACAGGCCGGGCCGGGCUGGCGAAGCGCACCGUAUCCUUGGUGCGAGGGGUCGUAACAGGCCGGACCGUACUGGAGGCACACACCACUGGCUCUACCCCGGGAACUGGAACGGGCCGGACCGGACUGGUAAUACACCCCAGUACCACUCGCCGUGCCCCUACAUCUCCUUUCCCUACUUUGGCCAGUGACCCCCGUAACCUGGUUGCCUCUUGAAUUCGCCCCUUCUCUGCCUCCGUCAGCCCUGUGGCAGCCUCCUGCUGCCCAGCCGCCCAAGCCAUGUGCCCCCCCCCAAAAAACGUUUUGGGGUUGCCUCUCGUCCUUCCGACGAUGGCCCUGCUGACGCCGUUGCUCCUCUCGCCGUCGCCUCUCCACCGUCUCGCUCCAUGGACGGCGAUCCAUCCCAUCCAGGAUCUCCUCCCAAGUCCAGGACCCCUUUCCGUCCAAAAUCUCCUCCCAUGUCCAGGAAGCCUUUGGAGCUGGGUCCUGUUGCCGCUUGACACGCUGCUUGGUCCUUUGAUGGUGGGUUUUUCUGUCACGAUCGUCUGAAGAAGCGGACCAAUACGCAGCGCGUGGAGUGAACAUGAUGACUUUAUUUAAUAAAGCAACCACGAAAAACAACAAAUGACGAUAGUGAAGUCCUCUGUAACACUGACAGAAACAUGGAACAAAAACCCACAAACCAAGGAGAAACCACACAGUUUAAAUAUGGCUCCCAAUCAGAGAUAACGAGCCGACAGCUGACACUCGUUACCUCCGAUUGGGAGUCAUAUGACUAAUCAAGAACAAUACCCAAACAUAGAAAUGAACAACUAGAAUACCCAACAUAGAAAUACACCCAAACAAUGAAAAUGAACAACCCUGGCUCAAAUAAUCAAAGUCCAUGGAGCCAGAGUAUCACAAUUAUUUACCUUCAGAGGUGAAUGUAUCAAACCAGUUGCCGUGAUAAGUUUUCUGUUGUUGUGCACUCUCCUCAAACAAUAGCAUGGUAUUUUUUCACUGUAAUAGCGACUGUAAAUUGUGUCUGUAAAAAGAGUGCAGGUAGAUUAACAAUAAUUUAAGCUUUCUGCCCAUAUAAGACAUGUCUAUGUCCUGGAAAGUUUUCUGUUACUUACAACAGUCAUGCUAAUCACAUUAGUGCACAUUAGCUCAACUGUCCCGUAUACAGUACACCGAUCCUGUAGAGGUUAAAGACAGAUUACUGGGUAUUGUGACUUUCUUAAACCCUCCCUCCGCCCUCCUUCCCUGGGCGGCACUGGCACAAAGUGCAGGUUGCUGGGAUAUGUGCCCUUUUCUCCUCAAUCACACGCAGUCAGGAAUCUAGGUCAUGUUCUCUAUGAUUGCACAUUCAUUUCAGGUGUGUGGAAGUGUUACCUUUCACCUUCCAUCUGUAUCAACUGGUGCUUUGCUAUGUGGUCUCCUACUGUAUAAUUAAUACAGAACUGGAUGGAGACAGUGUCCUGUUAAACAUUAACCAUCAGUGACAAUGUUAUCUGAUUGAUUCUAUCACACAAUUUGCUGUAAUUGGAUAAGGGUCAACACUGACAGCUAUGAUGGCAGUGAGGGGACCCACCAUAGACUAGUCUAGGGAGAGAUGAUCUCAGGGCAGUGGACCCGCCAUAGACUAGCCUAGGGAGAGGUGAUCUCAGGGCAGGAAGCGGUGUAAGUCCAGUAAAAGUAACAUGGCUUGACGAGGCCUAGCUGCUCUGACAGAGAGUGUAUUCACUGCUGUGCUCAGAGCUCCAGUCCAGUGGCUGAAAAUGUCUCAGGUGGUAGUGAGUGGAUGAAGGCUUGACUCCCAGAGGAAAGACAGUUGCAGUGAAGCCCAGUAGCGUGGAGGUGGAGGAUCCAUCAUGCUGUCCACCCUUGUCAGCCUGACGUCCUGCUUCUUUCCCCAUCCCAGUGCCCCCCAGCCUGUUUAGAGAUAAGCAGUACGGUGCAUGUGUGGACGGGCCCUCCACACUCCAACACACACAUUCCACCUCCGCACAGGGGCAUUGUGGGAGGGGUCGGACUGUCUGGAACUGUCCGUGUCCGACACCUGGAAGGUUUUUCUUAAUGAAUAACAUUUUCCUCUCUCGCAGUCUCCCUGCAUUCUUGCCACAGCCCCCUGUUCUGAAUGGAGAUGGGGCGUGUGUGUGUGUGUGUGUGUGUGUGUGUGUGUGUGUGUGUGUGUGUGUGUGUGUGUGUGUGUGUGUAGCUCAGAGGUGGGUGGUGUACAGACACGUGCUUGACCAGCGCUCUAAUCAGACCGCAAAAAAACAGAUGGCGUCAACAGCAGUUUUAAAACCUACAAAAGCCCUGUGUUUAUGGUUUGCACACACACAAAUACAUUAGCAUUAGGAUCCGACCUACAGUAACGUUCUCUAACAUGGGCAGAAAACGGUGAUGUACACGGUAGUUUUACUUGAUGUAUGUACAUUUCAUCAGUGAUUUUGGGAAGCAGCUGUAUUAUACCCUGCUCUCAAUGGGAUCCCAGGUAGGAUUUGAAAUGUUCUUUGAAAUGUGUGUCGUUGUUAUUGAGUGCAAUAACAGAGUAGGUUACCAGGGCCCUCCCCAAAUACACUAUACAAAACACAUCCACACAAAGAUACACUCACAGAUGCAGGGUGCACGCACGGGCACACGCACACGCGCACAAGCACACACACACACACACACACACACACACACACACACACACACACACACACACACACACAGAGCACCAGUCUGCAGUGGUGCCUUGUAAUUACCAGCCAAAACCAGGUACAUUUCAACAUCGGGGAGAAAAUAGAACAGCCAUCUGAUGAGAGGAUAGAACUCCAACACCACAUACUGUCAUUAUAGUGAACCACAGUGAGGUGGACAAUUCAACACAAUCUGGUCAUGGUUCAACCACACAGGGGCUGAGAUACACUAGAUUGUCCACUCAUGCAACAUACACAUUGUAUCUUAGAAAAAGCCUUUAGGUUCUGUAUCACUGUCAGAGCUAACAUGUCACAGAGAGGUGCCCUAGGGGUCACAACUACAGUUACCCCCAUCGGUGUCCUUCAUCUCUGGUGAGCUACAGUAUGCUAAUCGCUCUGCUCAACGCUUCUAACGGGACUGUUCUGUUUGCCCAGGGAGAGUCAGAUCGGAUGUAUGUUCAGAUCAAUAUUCCAAAGGUCAGCCUUUGAUUUAACCUGCAGGUUUACUGUACCUGUACUCAGGUGUGUGAGUGGCUGAAUGUAUCCUGCUGGUCUCAGGUGUGUGAGGGGCUGAAUGAAUCCUACUGGUGUCAGGUGUGUGAGGGGCUGAAGGUAUCCUACUGGUCUCAGGUGUGUGAGGGGCUGAAUGUAUCCUACUGGUCUCAGGUGUGUGAGGGGCUGAAGGUAUCCUACUGGUGUCAGGUGUGUGAGGGGCUGAAUGUAUCCUACUGGUCUCAGGUGUGUGAGGGGCUGAAUGUAUCCUACUGGUGUCAGGUGUGUGAGGGGCUGAAUGUAUCCUACUGGUGUCAGGUGUGUGAGGGGCUGAAUGUAUCCUACUGGUGUCAGGUGUGUGAGGGGCUGAAUGUAUCCUACGGGUGUCAGGUGUGUGAGGGGCUGAAGGUAUCCUACUGGUGUCAGGUGUGAGGGGCUGAAUGUAUCCUACUGGUGUCAGGUGUGUGAGGGGCUGAAUGUAUCCUACGGGUGUCAGGUGUGUGAGAGGCUGAAGGUAUCCUACUGGUGUCAGGUAGGUGAGGGGCUGAAGGUAUCCUACUGGUGUCUGGUGUGUGAGGGGCUGAAUGUAUCCUACUGGUGUCAGGUGUGUGAGGGGCUGAAGGUAUCCUACUGGUGUCAGGUGUGUGAGGGGCUGAAUGUAUCCAACUGGUCUCAAGUGUGUGAGGGGCUGAAUGAAUCCUACUGGUGUCAGGUGUGUGAGGGGCUGAAGGUAUCCUACUAGUGUCAGGUGUGUGAGGGGCUGAAUGUAUCCUACUGGUGUCAGGUGUAUGAGGGGCUGAAUGUAUCCUACUGGUGUCAGGUGUGUGAGGGGCUGAAGGUAUCCUACUGGUCUCAGGUGUGUGAGGGUCUGAAGGUAUCCUACUGGUGUCAGGUGUGUGAGGCGCUGAAGGUAUCCUACUGGUGUCAGGUGUGUGAGGGGCUGAAGGUAUCCUACUGGUGUCAGGUGUGUGAGGGGCUGAAGGUAUCCUACUGGUCUCAGGUGUGUGAGGGUCUGAAGGUAUCCUACUGGUGUCAGGUUAAGGCCCAGUGGCGUAUUGCCUUGUGUUAAUGCUUCCCUGCUCCUUCACUGGAAUUCAGGGAAUCUGCUUCAGUUAAAUAUUUUACUUGAGCACGGGCCAAGUCAUGGUAUAUGAUCUGUGUAUAUUUAUCGGUUAGCCAACGGUACAGGACAAAAGGACAUGGUUUCUCUUAUGGCCUUGCACAAUAGCAGCCUGUGAAGCAAGCCAAGGCAGGCUCGUUAAUCUGUCUGUGGAUUGGAGCGUCUUUUUAUGUGUUCAAUUAGAAAGCUCUGUUGAGCUCUAUGUGUUGCUGUCCGCUGAUCUUGUGGCCCUAUGUUUACUUGGUUCUCUUAUAUUGUAAUUGACACUUAAACAUGCCCUAAUGACUAGGUGUCUAUGGAAAAUAUGACUAUUUCAUUUCUCAUUGGUAACACAGGAUGUUUUUAAAUACACAUCACACUUUCCACCUCCGUCGUGUCCCAACAUGCUGUGUGUUUGCUGUUCCCUGGUCCUCUGAUGUUGACAGAGGCCCCAGUGAUCUCUGCAUUUCUUUCCAUAUCUCUAGCUGCCUCUCUCUUUCUCCCACUCUGUAGAACGUAAUCAGUCCCCUCCUUCCUCAACCACUCUCCCCACCUCCCUCAACCACUCUCCCCUCCUCCCUCAACCACUCUCCCCUCCUUCCUCAACCACUCUCCCCUCCUCCCUCAACCACUCUCCCCUCCUCCCUCAACCACUCUCCCCACCUCCCUCAACCACUCUCCCCACCUCCCUCAACCACUCUCCCCACCUCCCUCAACCACUCUCCCCUCCUCCCUCAACCACUCUCCCCACCUCCCUCAACCACUCUCCCCACCUCCUCAACCACUCUCCCCUCCUCCCUCAACCACUCUCCCCUCCCUCCCUCAACCACUCCUCCCCACCUCCCUCAACCACUCUCCCCACCUCCCUCAACCACUCUCCCCUCCUCCCUCAACCACUCUCCCCACCUCCCUCAACCACUCUCCCCUCCUCCCUCAACCACUCUCCCCCACCUCCCUCAACCACUCUCCCCCCCUCCCUCACCACUCUCCCCACCUCCCUCAACCACUCUCCCCCUCCUCCCUCAACCACUCUCCUCACCUCCCUCAACCACUCUCCCCUCCUCCCUCAACCACUCUCCCCACCUCCCUCAACCACUCUCCCCACCUCCCUCAACCACUCUCCCCUCCUCCCUCAACCACGAUGAUGGCUUGGUUAUUCAGAGUCACUGAUGUGGAGAGAACAUUUACGUGGGUGAGUGGGACAACAGGGUGUAACACUCAGAGCCCAAAAGAGGGUAUAAUAGGGGCAUUCUGCGGUGGCCCUGCCCCCUCUGAACACCCACGGGUGCUGAGGGAGCUAUCCAGUUCAUCACUCACAGAUUAUGACAGCAAACCAAAGAUGAGGUCACAACAACACUAUUUACUGUCUCUAUUAUUACGGCCAGCGUCCAGGUGUGAGGAGCCGGAAGCAGCACAACCACUAGAAUGUCAUAAAGACCAACUCCAACUUCAGUCGAAGGGAACAAGUGAUUUAUUUACCUCUCUUAAAUGUUCACAUCUGACUCCUGGCCUGAGGACAGUAAAGUCACCUGACCCUUGUCACCUGUCUUAUGUAACCUGAUCUGAUACCAUUAUGACCUGACCUAUUUAACCUGAUCUGAUACCAUUAUGACCUGUCCUAUGUAACCUGAUCUGAUACCAUUAGACCUGUCCUAUGUAACCUGAUCUGAUACCAUUAUGACCUGACCUAUGUAACCUGAUCUGAUACCAUUAUGACCUAACCUAUGUAACCUGAUCUGAUAACAUUAUGACCUGUCCUAUGUAACCUGAUCUGAUAGCAUUAUGACCUGUCCUAUGUAACCUGAUCUGAUACCAUUAUGACCUGUCCUAUGUACCCUGAUCUGAUACCAUUAUGACCUGUUCUAUAUAACCUGAUCUGAUACCAUUAUGACCUGUCCUAUGUAACCUGAUCUGAUACCAUUAUGACCUGUCCUAUGUAACCUGAUCUGAUACCAUUAUGACCUGUCCUAUGUAACCUGAUCUGAUACCAUUAUGACCUGUCCUAUGUAACCUGAUCUGAUACCAGUAUGACCUGUCCUAUGUAACCUGAUCUGAUACCAUUAUGACCUGUCCUAUGUAACCUGAUCUGAUACCAUUAUGACCUGUCCUAUGUAACCUGAUCUGAUACCAUUAUGACCUGUCCUAUGUAACCUGAUCUGAUACCAUUAUGACCUGUUCUAUGUAACCUGAUCUGAUACCAUUAUGACCUGUCCUAUGUAACCUGAUCUGAUACCAUUAUGACCUGUUCUAUGUAACCUGAUCUGAUACCAUUAUGACCUGUUCUAUGUAACCUGAUCAGAUACCAUUAUGACCUGACCUAUGUAACCUGAUCUGAUACCAUUAUGACCUGUCCUAUGUAACCUGAUCUGAUACCAUUAUGACCUGACCUAUGUAACCUGAUCUGAUAGCAUUAUGACCUGUCCUAUGUAACCUGAUCUGAUAGCAUUAUGACCUGUCCUAUGUAACCUGAUCUGAUACCAUUAUGACCUGUCCUAUGUACCCUGAUCUGAUACCAUUAUGACCUGUUCUAUAUAACCUGAUCUGAUACCAUUAUGACCUGUCCUAUGUAACCUGAUCUGAUACCAUUAUGACCUGUCCUAUGUAACCUGAUCUGAUACCAUUAUGACCUGUCCUAUGUAACCUGAUCUGAUACCAUUAUGACCUGUCCUAUGUAACCUGAUCUGAUACCAGUAUGACCUGUCCUAUGUAACCUGAUCUGAUACCAUUAUGACCUGUCCUAUGUAACCUGAUCUGAUACCAUUAUGACCUGUUCUAUGUAACCUGAUCUGAUACCAUUAUGACCUGUCCUAUGUAACCUGAUCUGAUACCAUUAUGACCUGUCCUAUGUACCCUGAUCUGAUACCAUUAUGACCUGUCCUAUGUAACCUGAUCUGAUACCAUUAUGACCUGACCUAUGUAACCUGAUCUGAUACCAUUAUGACCUGUCCUAUGUAACCUGAUCUGAUAACAUUAUGAUGGAGUAACUAAUCAUCGGGUAUUUUGUGUUCUCUUCCUUCUGCUUCCCUGUCCUCAAUUCCCCCUCAGCUCUCAGUGUGGUGGGACAGCAGCUCCCCUCAAGCCCGCAUGGCUGCAUGGAGGGCAGCUGUUACCCAGCAACAGGCAACCUGCUGGUUGGCCGAGCCAUUAAUCUGACCGCCACCUCCACUUGUGGUCUUCAUGGGCCAGAACACUACUGUAUAGUCAGCCACCUGCAGGUGAGAACACACACGCACACACACACACGCACGCACGCACGCACGCACGCACGCACGCACGCACGCACGCACGCACGCACGCACGCACGCACGCACGCACGCACGCACGCACGCACGCACGCACACACACACACACACACACACACACACACACACACACACACACACACACACACACACACACACACACACACACACACACCUGGACUUGAAACUGAACUGUUUCAAUGUCAGUCCCAGGUAUAAAGCGCACCCCACCUACCUCCCUCUCCCCACCCCUCCCUCCCUCCCUACCUUCAUCCUUCCUCCCUCUCCCCACCCCUCCCUCCCUACCUCCAUCCUUCCUCCCUCUCCCCAUCCCUCCCUCCCUACCUUCAUCCUUCCUCCCUCUCCCCACCCCUCCCUCCCUCCCUGCCUCCAUCCUUCCUCCCUCUCCCCACCCCUCCCUCCCUACCUCCAUCCUUCCUCCCUCUCCCCACCCCUCCCUCCCUACCUCCAUCCUUCCUCCCUCUCCCCACCCCUCCCUCACUCCCUACCUCCAUCCUUCCUCCCUCUUCCCAUCCCUCCCUCCCUACCUCCAUCCUUCCUCCCUCUCCCCACCCCUCCCUCCCUACCUACAUCCUUCCUCCCUCUCCCCACCCCUCCCUCCCUCCCUCCCUCCCUCCCUACCUCCAUCCUUCCUUCCUUCCUUCCUUCCUUCCUUCCUUCCUUCCUUCCUUCCUUCCUUCCUUCCUUCCUUCCUUCCUUCCUUCCUUCCUUCCUUCCUUCCUUCCUUCCUUCCUUCCUUCCUUCCUUCCUUCCUUCCUUCCUUCCUUCCUUCCUUCCUUCCUUCCUUCCUUCCUUCCUUCCUUCCUCAACUCCCCCUUCCUCUCUCCCCUCCCCCUCACACUCCCAUCCUCCCUUCCCACUCCCCCCUCCCCCUCCUCCCUCAACUCCCCCUUCCUCUCUCCCCUCCCCCUCACACUCCCAUCCUACCUACCUGCUCCCCCUCCCCUCCCCCCUCAACUCCCCCUUCCUCUCUCUCCUCCCCCUCACACUCCCAUCCUCCCUACCCACUCCCCCUCCCCUCCCCCCUCACCCUCACCCUCCCGUCCUCCCUGCCCCCCUCACCCUCACCCUCCCGUCCUCCCUGCCCCCUCACCCUCACCCUCCCACUUCCAUCCCCCCUCCCCGCUCCCCCUCCCCUCCCCUCACCCCUCAACUCCCCCUCCCGUCUUCCCUGCCCCCCUCACCCUCACCCUCCCGUCCUCCCUGCCCCCUCACCCUCACCCUCACCCUCCCGUCCUCCCUGCCCCCUCACCCUCCCGUCCUCCCUGCCCCCCUCACCUUCACCCUCUCCUCCUCCCUGUCCCCCUCACUCUCCACCCAAUGUGCUCCACAGUAGUUAAGACUAUGAUCCGGGGGAACAUGUGACCGCUGCCUCUGGCUCUGGUCCCAAUAGCUAUUACCACUGCCUGGCUCCAGUCCCACUAGCUGCCAUUGUGACUUGCAAACGAGUGCCCGGCCCACAUUUGGGGUUUCCAUAGGCAACCAGGGCUUUACUAUUGGUGGUGUCAAACUCAUGGAUACACGUCAGGCCAAUGUUGUAAUUAACAAGUCUAUUUAAGUCAGUGUUACUAUAUCACACCUAAACAGAUUCCAAAUGGGGUCAUGUGGUAUAAACAUGAUAUAUACCUACUGCUUCUUUCUCCCUGUAGGAAUCAGACAAGUGUUUUGCGUGUAACUCUCAGCAUCCUUAUGACCCGUACCACCACAAAAACAGUCACCGCGUGGAGAACGUCAUCCAACUCAAGGACAGCAACGAGGACCUCACCUGGUGGCAGUCUGUCAACGGUGUGUGUGUGUGUGUGUAUGUGUGUGUGUAUGUGUGUGUGUGUGUGUGUCAUCUGUGAUAAUCCCUCAUUGUGUUCUGUGUGAUUUAUUCCCUACAGGAGAGGAGGUCGUCAGUAUCAGACUGAAUCUGGAGGCAGAAUUCCACUUCACUCACCUCAUCAUGAAGUUUAAGGUGAGCGCUGUCUGAUGGCUGGCUGCUCAGGAAUUUGUCGAGUAAUAUCCAAGAGACAUCAAUUCAAAACGAUCUACAAACCUUACCAAUAAAACAGACAUGUAAUAAACAUCACAGAAAUGAUUCUGAAUAAGUCCCAGACGUUACUGAAUACUGUUCCCGCUAUCUUUCCAUAGACAUUCCGACCUGCCGCCAUGCUGAUAGAGCGUUCGGCUGAUUUUGGUCGCUCCUGGAGACCGUACCGUUAUUUUGCCUACAACUGCUCCAAGACGUUCCCCAGAGUGCCUGCCCACGCACGCCACCAUAUCAAUGAUGUCAUCUGUGAGGAGAGAUACUCUGACAUCGAGCCCUCCACGGAAGGAGAGGUGAUGCCAUAGAGGGAAACUAUACCACCAUGAGAUAUCCUCCUUUAUAUUUACAUUUACAUUUACGUCAUUUAGCAGACACUCUUAUCCAGAGCGACUUACAAAUUGGUGCAUUCACCUUAUAGCCAGUGGGAUAACCACUUUACAAUAUGUUUAUUUUAUUUUUUUGGGUGGGUGGGGUAAGGGGGGGUAGAAGGAUUACUUUAUCCUAUCCCAGGUAUUCCUUAAAGAGGUGGGGUUUCAAGUGUCUCCGGAAGGUGGUGAGUGACUCCGCUGUCCUGGCGUCGUGAGGGAGCUUGUUCCACCAUUGGGGUGCCAGAGCAGCGAACAGUUUUGACUGGGCUGAGCGGGAACUGUGCUUCCGCAGAGGUAGGGGGGCCAGCAGGCCAGAGGUGGAUGAACGCAAUGCCCUCGUUUGGGUGUAGGGACUGAUCAGAGCCUGAAGGUACGGAGGUGCCGUUCCCCUCACAGCUCCGUAGGCAAGCACCAUGGUCUUGUAGCAGAUGCGAGCUUCAACUGGAAGCCAGUGGAGUGUGCGGAGGAGCGGGGUGACGUGAGAGAACUUGGGAAGGUUGAACACCAGACGGGCUGCGGCAUUCUGCAUGAGUUGUGGGGGUUUAAUGGCACAGGCAGGGAGCCCAGCCAACAGCGAGUUGCAGUAAUCCAGACGGGAGAUGACAAGUGCCUGGAUUAGGACCUGUGCCGCUUCCUGUGUAAGGCAGGGUCGUACUCUCCGAAUGUUGUAGAGCAUGAACCUACAGGAUCGGGUCACCGCCUUGAUGUUAGCGGAGAAUGACAGGGUGUUGUCCAGGGUCACGCCAAGGCUCUUCGCACUCUGGGAGGAGGACACAACGGAGUUGUCAACCGUGAUGGCGAGAUCAUGGAACGGGCAGUCCUUCCCCGGGAGGAAGAGCAGCUCCGUCUUGCCGAUGUUCAGCUUGAGGUGGUGAUCCGUCAUCCACACUGAUAUGUCUGCCAGACAUGCAGAGAUGCGAUUCGCCACCUUGGUUAUCAGAAGGGGGAAAGGAGAAGAUUAGUUGUGUGUCAUCUGCGUAGCAAUGAUAGGAGAGGCCAUGUGAGGAUAUGACAGAGCCAAGUGACUUGGUGUAUAGCGAGAAUAGGAGAGAGUCUAGAACUGAGCCCUGGGGGACACCAGUGGUGAGAGCACGUGGUGCGGAGACAGAUUCUCGCCACGCCACUUGGUAGGAGCGACCGGUCAGGUAGGUCGUAAUCCAAGAGUGAGCCGCGCCGGAGAUGCCCAACUCGGAGAGGAGGAUCUGAUGGUUCACAGUAUCAAAGGCAGCAGACAGGUCUAGAAGGACAAGAGCAGAGGAGAGAGAGUUAGCUUUAGCAGUGCGGAGAGCCUCCGUGACACAGAGAAGAGCAGUCUCAGUUGAAUGACCAGUCUUGAAACCUGACUGGUUUGGAUCAAGAAGGUCAUUCUGAGAGAGAUAGCAAGAGAGUUGGCUAAAGAUGGCACGCUCAAGCGUUUUGGAGAGAAAAGAAAGAAGGGAUACUGGUCUGUAGUUGUUGACAUCGGAGGGAUCGAGUGUAGGUUUUUUGAGAAGGGGUGCAACUCUCGCUCUCUUGAAGACGGAAGGGACAUAGCCAGCGGUCAAGGAUGAGUUGAUGAGCGAGGUGAGGUAAGGGAGAAGGUCACCGGAGAUGGUCUGGAGAAGAGAGGAGGGGAUAGGGUCAAGCGGGCAGGUUGUUGGGCGGCCGGCCGUCACAAGUCGCAAGAUUUCAUCUGGAGAGAGAGGGGAGAAAGAAGUCAAAGAAUAGGAUAGGGCAGUGUGAGCAGGACCAGCAGUGUCAUUUGACUUAACAAUGUCGUCAACCUUCUUUUCAAAAUGGUUGACGAAGUCAUCCACAGAGAGGGAGGAGGGGGGGGAGGGGGAGGAGGAUUCAGCAGGGAGGAGAAGCUGGCAAAGAGCUUCCUAGGGUUAGAGGCAGAUGCUUGGAAUUUAGAGUGGUAGAAAGUGGCUUUAGCAGCAGAAACAGAGGAAGAAAAUGUAGAGACGAUGGAGUGAAAAGAUGCCAGGUCCGCAGGGAGUCUAGUUUUCCUCCAUUUCCAAAGGGAGGAGAGGAGGGUUGAGGAGGCAGAAUCAGGAGAUUGGAGGGAGAAGGAUUGAGCAGAGGGAAGAGAUGAUAGGAUGGAAGAGGAGAGAGUAGCGGGAGAGAGAGAGCGAAGGUUGCGACGGCGCAUUACCAUCUGAGUAGGGGCAGAGUGAGUAGUGUUGGAGGAGAGCGACAGAGAAAAGGAUACAAAGUAGUGGUCGGAGACAUGGAGGGGAGUUGCAGUGAGAUUAGUAGAAGAACAGUAUCUAGUAAAGAUGAGGUCAAGCGUAUUGCCUGCCUUGUGAGUAGGGGGGGACGGUGAGAGGGUGAGGUCAAAAGAGGAGAGGAGUGGAAAGAAGGAGGCAGAGAGAAAUUAGUCAAAGGUAUACGUAGGGAGGUUAAAGUCACCCAGAACUGUGAGGGGUGAGCCAUCCUCAGGAAAGGAACUUAUCAAGGCGUCAAGCUCAUUGAUGAACUCUCCAAGGGAACCUGGAGGGCGAUAAAUGACAAGGAUGUUAAGCUUGAAUGGGCUAGUGACUGUGACAGCAUGGCAUUCAAAUGAGGAGAUAGACAGAUGGGUCAGGGGAAAAAGAGAGAAUGUCCACUUGGGAGAGAUGAGGAUUCCUGUGCCACCACCCCGCUGACCAGAUGCUCUCGGGGUAUGCGAGAACACAUGGUCAGACGAGGAGAGAGCAGUAGGAGUAGCAGUGUUUUCAGUGGUAAUCCAUGUUUCCGUCAGCGCCAAGAAGUCGAGGGACUGGAGGGUAGCAUAGGCUGAGAUGAACUCUGCCUUGUUGGCCGCAGAACGGCAGUUCCAGAGGCUGCCGGAGACCUGGAACUCCACGUGGGUCGUGCGUGCAGGGACCACCAGGUUAGAGAGGCAGCAGCCACGCAAUGUGAGGCGUUUGUAUAGCCUGUGCGGAGAGGAGAGAACAGGGAUAGACAGAGGCAUAGUUGACAGGCUACAGAAAAUGACUACAAUAAUGCAAAGGAGAUCGGAAUGAAAUGAACUAAACAUCUGGGAAAGCGAGAGAGCGGGGUCUCCCUCACUUACGUUUCACUGAAACACCCAAAUAUAACUCUCCCAACUUCCACCUCAGAGGGGUAGCCUACAUUGUCUAAUUCUCUGUAUGGUAAUAAUAAUAAAUAUUAUUUUGUAAAGUGGUUUCUUGCAUCAUACAACACAAUCCAAUUUACAGUUACCUAUUUGGCCCAUGGUGUUACAAACCAAGUAAAAAAAUCAAGAAUUCAUGUCAAGCCCUUCAUAAUGUCAAAAUGUGUUUUAAAGUAUCCUGCAAUGCAGGCCGGCAUUGAACACCACAUAUAGGCUACUGUAGGCUAUGUCAUAUAAAUAAAAAGCUAUCUAGAACUGUAAGGGUACAGCCUCAGUGUUCACUGUAAACGCGCGCGGGAAGUUGCGCAAAAGUCUCACAGUGUUCAAGUUUCCGCUCACAAGACCUAUAAUUUGCUCAGUUCCCCAAAAAACUAUUUUAUUUAAAUAAAUCCUGCUUCACUUUGGAAAGUAGAAGGAAUAUUGUAAAAGCAACGCUUCUCCCAGUGCUUGAUUAUGGUGAUGUCAUCUACAGGCAUACAGCAGCCUCUGUUUUAAAACCUUUAGCACUGUGUUUUAUCACAGUGUUCAUAUAAAAGUUAAAUAAAAAAAUGCAAUAUAAAUACAAAAUAUGUAUUUUGAACACGGCACCCAAAUAUACAUUUUUGACUAGAAACAUUUUAACUGAGCCAAUUUCUCUUUCUGUAUUAUUUAUCUAGUCAAAACAUGUCACUACACCUCUACACAUCACCAUUGGGACAAUCCAAUUUGCUAGACCCCAUUAUUUUCUAUAAUGCAUAUGACUAGAUUUUGUCAGCAUAAAGGACACAACAAAUAAAUAAAUAAAACAACAAAUAUAUACAUUUUUUAUUUUUUUAUUUUUUAUGUGUUUUAAAAUGACCCACUUACUGUUGGGGAGUGGAACCAGAGAGGAAGCUUGUGUUACCUUUCUCACACCACUACAGUAUUCAUUUCAACAGACCCUUUCCAUCCCCCUUUGUUAGAGUUCAAUAUAUGCCCAGGACUAUAUUGAGGUUCAGGCUGUUGUAAUGUCCAGUUGAUUAUGUAAAUAGUAUUGUAGAACUCUGGUAUUGAUGGUCCAUUUGAGGGUGAGUCAUUGAUAUGAAUGUAUGAUUACAACGGAUCUGUUCAUGAACUGUUAGUUCAAUCUCUUUAUUACUUUUUCAUCUCUUUCAGGUCAUUUAUAAAGUGCUUGACCCUGCCAUACAUGUGAAAGACCCAUACAGUCUUGAGAUUCAAGGUGAGACAAAUACUUGGGAAAUGAGAUCAAUUCAGAGAACAAGUCAGAGGACGACUGAAAGUAACCUAUGAAUUAUAAAUUCUGUAGGACAUUCAUUCCAAAAAAUGACAAAUGGAUGUAAACACCCGCUUUUAUUCCGUAGAGCUGCUGCGGAUCACCAACCUACGGAUCAAUUUCACCAAGCUGCACACCCUGGGAGAUAACCUGCUGGACCGGCGCUCUGACGUUCUGCAGAAGUACUACUACUCCCUGUAUGAGCUGGUGGUGAGGGGCAGCUGCUUCUGCUACGGACACGCCUCCGAGUGUGCCCCCGUACCAGGGGUGGACGCCAGGGACAACGGCAUGGUGGGUGGGACGGAGGCAUGGUGGGAGGGACAGGGGCGUGGUGGGUCAUGUCCAGUCAACUAUUUUUAGACCUUGGUUUACGUCACAUGUCCCUGUGUGGGAACCCAUGGUCAUUGCAUAUGAAGAUGACUGUGAACAAAAUGUCCAAGAGACAAUGAUAACUGUCAUGUUUUCUUUUUGUGCUGUGAUUGGUCAGAUCCAUGGGCGAUGUGUUUGCGAACACAACACUGAGGGGUUGAACUGUGAGCACUGCAGAGACUUCCACAAUGACCUGCCCUGGAGCCCAGCCGAGGCCGACAACCCUCACACAUGCAAAGGUGAGACUACACUUUAGUCACCGGUAGUAGUAAAACAACGCAAACUCACUUGUAGUGGGAGAAAUCUGUUGAUGUAAACAUCCAACCCCAAACCAUAUGUAGAAUGAACACUACACACAUAGCUGCAGAAACAACACGCAGGACCAUUUCUGAUGUUUGUGAUUUUUUGUUUCUUUACCCAGAAUGCAACUGUAACGGUCACUCCAACCAGUGUCACUUUGACAUGGCGGUGUACCUGUCCACGGGCAAUGCCAACGGUGGCGUCUGUGACGACUGUCUCCACAACACCAUGGGACGCACCUGUGAGAUGUGUAAACCCUUCUACUACCAGGACCCCAGCAGGGACAUCAGAGAUCCAGGAGUCUGUACUGGUGAGUAGAGGGGGUCUGGAAUAAAACACAUCAGAGACCCAGGAGUCUGUACUGGUGAGUAGAGGGGGUCUGGAAUAAAACACAUCAGAGAUCCAGGAGUCUGUACUGGUGGGUAGAGGGGGUCUGGAAUAAAACACAUCAGAGAUCCAGGAGUCUGUACUGGUGAGUAGAGGGGGUCUGGAAUAAAACACAUCAGAGACCCAGGAGUCUGUACUGGUGAGUAGAGGGGGUCUGGAAUAAAACACAUCAGAGACCCAGGAGUCUUUACUGGUGAGUAGAGGGGGUCUGGAAUAAAACACAUCAGAGAUCCAGGAGUCUGUACUGGUGAGUAGAGGGGGUCUGGAAUAAAACACAUCAGAGACCCAGGAGUCUUUACUGGUGAGUAUAGGGGGUCUGGAAUAAAACACAUCAGAGAUCCAGGAGUCUGUACUGGUGAGUAGAGGGGGUCUGGAAUAAAAACACAUCAGAGACCCAGGAGUCUGUACUGGUGAGUAGAGGGGGUCUGGAAUAAAACACAUCAGAGACCCAGGAGUCUGUACUGGUGAGUAGAGGGGGUCUGGAAUAAAACACAUCAGAGACCCAGGAGUCUGUACUGGUGAGUAGAGGGGGUCUGGAAUAAAACACAUCAGAGACCCAGGAGUCUGUACUGGUGAGUAGAGGGGGUCUGGAAUAAAACACAUCAGAGAUCCAGGAGUCUGUACUGGUGAGUAGAGGGGGUCUGGAAUAAAACACAUCAGAGAUCCAGGAGUCUGUACUGGUGAGUAGAGGGGGUCUGGAAUAAAACACAUCAGAGACCCAGGAGUCUGUACUGGUGAGUAGAGGGGGUCUGGAAUAAAACACAUCAGAGAUCCAGGAGUCUGUACUGGUGAGUAGAGGGGGUCUGGAAUAAAACACAUCAGAGAUCCAGGAGUCUGUACUGGUGAGUAGAGGGGGUCUGGAAUAAAACACAUCAGAGAUCCAGGAGUCUGUACUGGUGAGUAGAGGGGGUAUGGAAUAAAACACAUCAGAGACCCAGGAGUCUGUACUGGUGAGUAAAGGGGGUCUGGAAUAAAACACAUCAGAGACCCAGGAGUCUGUACUGGUGAGUAGAGGGGGUCUGGAAUAAAACACAUCAGAGAUCCAGGAGUCUGUACUGGUGAGUAGAGGGGGUCUGGAAUAAAACACAUCAGAGACCCAGGAGUCUGUACUGGUGAGUAGAGGGGGUCUGGAAUAAAACACAUCAGAGACCCAGGAGUCUGUACUGGUGAGUAGAGGGGGUCUGGAAUAAAACACAUCAGAGACCCAGGAGUCUGUACUGGUGAGUAGAGGGGGUCUGGAAUAAAACACAUCAGAGAUCCAGGAGUCUGUACUGGUGAGUAGAGGGGGUCUGGAAUAAAACACAUCAGAGAUCCAGGAGUCUGUACUGGUGAGUAGAGGGGGUCUGGAAUUAAACACAUCAGAGAUCCAGGAGUCUGUACUGGUGAGUAGAGGGGGUCUGGAAUAAAACACAUCAGAGACCCAGGAGUCUGUACUGGUGAGUAGAGGGGGUCUGGAAUAAAACACAUCAGAGAUCCAGAGGUCUGUACUGGUGAGUAGAGGGGGUCUGGAAUAAAACACAUCAGAGACCCAGGAGUCUGUACUGGUGAGUAGAGGGGGUCUGGAAUAAAACACAUCAGAGAUCCAGGAGUCUGUACUGGUGAGGAGAGGGGGUCUGGAAUAAAACACAUCAGAGAUCCAGGAGUCUGUACUGAUGAGUAGAGGGGGUCUGGAAUAAAACACAUCAGAGAUCCAGGAGUCUGUACUGGUGAGUAGAGGGGGUCUGGAAUAAAACACAUCAGAGACCCAGGAGUCUGUACUGGUGAGUAGAGGGGGUCUGGAAUAAAACACAUCAGAGAUCCAGGAGUCUGUACUGGUGAGUAGAGGGGGUCUGGAAUAAAACACAUCAGAGAUCCAGGAGUCUGUACUGGUGAGUAGAGGGGGUCUGGAAUAAAACACAUCAGAGAUCCAGGAGUCUGUACUGGUGAGUAGAGGGGGUAUGGAAUAAAACACAUCAGAGACCCAGGAGUCUGUACUGGUGAGUAAAGGGGGUCUGGAAUAAAACACAUCAGAGACCCAGGAGUCUGUACUGGUGAGUAGAGGGGGUCUGGAAUAAAACACAUCAGAGAUCCAGGAGUCUGUACUGGUGAGUAGAGGGGGUCUGGAAUAAAACACAUCAGAGACCCAGGAGUCUGUACUGGUGAGUAGAGGGGGUCUGGAAUAAAACACAUCAGAGACCCAGGAGUCUGUACUGGUGAGUAGAGGGGGUCUGGAAUAAAACACAUCAGAGACCCAGGAGUCUGUACUGGUGAGUAGAGGGGGUCUGGAAUAAAACACAUCAGAGAUCCAGGAGUCUGUACUGGUGAGUAGAGGGGGUCUGGAAUAAAACACAUCAGAGAUCCAGGAGUCUGUACUGGUGAGUAGAGGGGGUCUGGAAUUAAACACAUCAGAGAUCCAGGAGUCUGUACUGGUGAGUAGAGGGGGUCUGGAAUAAAACACAUCAGAGACCCAGGAGUCUGUACUGGUGAGUAGAGGGGGUCUGGAAUAAAACACAUCAGAGAUCCAGGAGUCUGAACUGGUGAGUAGAGGGGGUCUGGAAUAAAACACAUUAGUCUUGUGUUCUGCUGUCUGAAUACCUCUAUGUGUUGUUGGUUAUACAGUGUAGAUGGAAUACUCACUCUUUGCCCAUCUUGUCCUCUCUAUACACCACUCUGUCUCUCUAUCUUCCUGUUCUCCCUCUCUGUCUCCAGCGUGUGACUGUGAUCCUGUGGGUUCCAUGGAGGGAGGUAUAUGUGACAGCCACACAGACCAGGACAUGAGUAUGAUCGCGGGGCAGUGCCGCUGUAAGCUGAAUGUGAAGGGGACCCGCUGUGACUACUGCAAGGAGGGAUACUACGGCCUGAGCCAGAACGACCCACAGGGCUGCCAACGUGAGUGUGUGUGUGUGCGUGUGUGCGUGUGUGUGCACUUGUGUGUUUUUUUUUAAAUAUAUUGUUUUUUGGGGGCCGGGGGGAUGAACUCAAUAUACUUCAAAAUGACUAAAACCAAACCGAAACUGUGUAGAAAUGUGUAGAAGGACCAGCUGGAUAAUAAUCACCUAAAUGAAAGCUAGGCAGUCAGGGAGUCUCGAAAAUUCCCAAAACGAUGUAUAGAGGACCAUUUUUUGCUAAUUUGUACAGCGAGGAAAUAUAACACAUUUUCAGUGUGGCCCUCCGGACCUCGUUGAAGACCGAAUGCGGCCCCCUCAUUUGACACCCCUGGUGUAAACCGUAUGUGUGUGUGUGUGUGUGUGUGUGUGUGUUUGUUACCCUCAGCGUGUAACUGUGACCCUCGAGGGAUUAUAAUGCUGGGAGCACCAUGUGAUCAGAUCAGCGGGGACUGCUCCUGUAAGAGAUACGUCACAGGCCGCUACUGCAACCAGUGUCUGGUAAGACUGGCCCUGAGCGCUUCGUAGACCUUCUCACACACCGUUUGUCCCAUGUUAUACACUAUUCCUUUCUGAUGCCUCAUCUUGCAAUUAUUGUAUGGAAGUUUCUGAGGCUGUGGUCAUGAUGUGUGUGUCCCCUCCCCUUUAGCCAGAGUACUGGGGUCUCAGUAAUGACCUAGCAGGCUGCAGAGCAUGUGACUGUGACUUUGGUGGAGCCUACAGCAACAGGUACGCCCGACGUUGCAGGAGAAUUGCUUAUCUCUUGUGUGUGUGUGUUUGAUUGAUGGCACUGAAUAGGAAACUGUUCUUUAUUACUAGGUGUUACAUUCAAUCAAAUUAUCAUUACUGUACAUGUCUACGUUUCUUAACUGUUUGUUGACUCGCGAUUUGUAAAUGAGCGAGACUAUGACAUCUAUGUGUAUGUCUGUGUAUAUGCAGGUGUAUGGUUGAAAAUGGCCAGUGUGACUGUCGGAGGAAUCUGAUUGGUCGACAGUGUUCUGACGUGCAGCCUGGGUACUUCUGUGCCCCGCUGGACUACUACAAAUACGAGGCAGAGGACGCCGUUGGCCACUCACCUAGUGACCACAACCUUCCGGUGAGCAUACACAGUACAAACAGAAAAGCUGUCCACUAGGGCACCAUUCAUACGGUUGAUGACAUUUGAGUAUAGUCUAGUGUGAAUUUAGUCCUUACAAACAUACUUUGCUGAUCACAGCUCCCACCUGCUACAUUGAUGAAUGUAGAAUCCUUGGACGAUGUUUAGUCUUGCUCUGGAGAUAUUUUAGGAAGUGAAAUGUCUUGUGCUUUAAACAAUGUGUCUAAGUAAGCACCUUCCACUGAUAUACUAUCCGACCGUGCAAUUCUUUAUCUAUGAGACAUAUGGUUUCAGACUAAACCUUUUCAUGUUUGAUCUGGUACACAAGUUGUUAACUUCAGGUCAUUUCACUCUAUUAUUUUCUAUUCAAGGUCAUUCUCAGUGGAUUUGAAACUGUAUGUCUGCUUAGUCGCUGUGUAGAACAGUAUCUGAGGCCUUUAUCUGUACCUGGGUCCUGUUGUGGUGUUUGACUGGGUUUAUCUGUACCUGGGUUCGGACAGGGAGACAACAACAGACAGGGAGACAACAACAGCAGGCAGCAGCCCUCUGUUAUGUUACCUCAUAUCAUACCUCCUGUCUUCUCACCUCCCACAGGGCAAGCCUCAACAUCCUCUACUCAAAGCUACAUUAAAAAGGAAUGUGUAAAGGGGGUUGAUCGGUUGUGUUUUGUGAGAACAGAGUACAGGGCCUGCUGGGAUGGUGGGUCAUGCAGUAGCUGGACUCAUGGGUCAAGGGUCAACGGUUAAUGUGUUGUCACUUUCAAAAUGUUGCACGUUUGAAAACAUUAUUUAUAAUACUAUGGUGUCAAGGGUUGUGUGGUGGUCAUGUGGUGCUAUCGAUCAUAAUUAUAUCAAACCUAAUCCUAAUCACAUCAAUCCUAAUCAUAAUGAAAUAAAUCCUAAUCCUAAUCAUAUCAAUCCUAAUCAUAAUGAUAUCAAUCAUAAUUGUCUCUAGCACCACUUCCCCCCCUCUCUGUCUCUCUCUGUCUCUCUCUCUCUCUCUGUCUCUCUCUCCUCUCUCUCCUCUCUCUCUCUCAUCUCUACGUCCCUCCUCUCUCUGUCUAUCUAGCUAUAUAUAUGUAUAUAUAUAUAUAUAUGUGUAUAUCUCUCUCUCUCUCUUUGUCUUGUCCUUUUCUCUCUCUAUCUAUCUAUCUCUCUUCUCUCUCUCUCUCUCUCUCUCUCUCUCUCUCUCUCGCGCGCGCGCGCGCGCGCGCUAACCACACUGAUUAUUCUUUCUCAUUUCCUGGCGUCUCUUUCUCUCUUUUUAUUGACUUGGCAUCAGUUCUUGCUGAGCAACAGAACUCUUUUGAGGUUGAACUUGCAUUAGACGAGGGUGGCAGAAUGUUGCGUAUGUCAGAGGGCAGAAAGGCAUGUGUUGGCUAGCAUAGGUUCUGAGUGUUAGCUAGAGUGGGCCUGCAGACAGAGCAGACCAGAGCCCAGUAGCUAGACCACAGACAGGCUCCACUCAGAGCUAUGACACUGGCUCAGGGCUGAAGUGACCCAGAAAAAGAGUAGAUGCCAGAAUUAGUGCUGCCUGCCACACAAAUACAUACAUACAUACACACACGCACACACACACACACACACACACACACACACACACACACACACACACACACACACACACACACACACACACACACACACACACAGCCACAGCUCUCUCUGCCCCUCUCUCUCUCACACACACAUUCUAGCAAUAUAUCUCUAUCAACAUCUUUCCCUCACAUACACUCUCUCUCUCUCUCUCUCUUUCUCUGUCUGUUAGAAUGAAUGUGUCCGUGUGAUUUCCUCACUUUCAGCCCAGUCAAAGAACAUGUGCAGUUGUUCUGCUCCUAGCAAGGCAGGACACACUUUACCUAUUAGUCGAUAGUCAGUAAAUCAGUUGACCUAGUCCUCUCCUCCACCUCUCCCCAGGGCAAGGCCAGGCCCCAGGCUGAGGUCGACUGUGUGGAGCACCUCAACAACCAGCUGAGGAGACACAGGCGCCAUCAACGCAUCGCCAGCGCCCAGCAGCAGAGGGCAGCACUGAGACGCAUCCGCCAGCUGCAGCAAACGGUAACACACUACCUGUUCCUUCCCUCCAAAUAAAUAAAUCCAUAGAAAUAGUAUGUAUUAAUAUAAUUCUAUAAUAUUCUAAUCUAUUUAUUCAAUUUCUAUGAAUAAACAUGUUACUGACUUCUAUGUUUCCCUCUGCCUUCCCUUGCCUUGAACCACGGCAAAGGUCUUUGAUAUAGGUUGAAUUACAUCACACACAGAGAGCUUUGGAAGUUUAGGUUUUAGUGCACUUAGAAAGUUUUGCUGAUAAAUCCCAGUGAAAAGUGGCCCACACACACGGUAGAGAUAGUGGAGAAUUUCUCCACACAAACAUAUUCCACAUUCCAUAGAACAGUCAGGUGUCAGGUUGGUAGGCUGUAGGCUAUAGGCUAUGGGGAGGGCUGUAGGCUGUAGGCUGUAGGCUGUAGGCUAUGGGGAGGGCUGUAGGCUAUGGAGAGGGCUGUAGGCUAUGGAGAGGGCUGUAGGCUGUAGACUAUGGGGAGGGCUGUAGGCUAUGGAGAGGGCUGUAGGCUAUAGGCUAUGGGGAGGGCUGUAGGCUGUAGGCUAUGGGGAGGGCUGUAGGCUGUAGACUAUGGGGAGGGCUGUAGGCUAUGGAGAGGGCUGUAGGCUAUGUGGAGGGCUGUAGGCUAUGGAGAGGGCUGUAGGCUAUGGAGAGGGCUGUAGGCUAUGGGGAGGGCUGUAGGCUAUGGGGAGGGCUGUAGGCUGUAGGCUAUGGGGAGGGCUGUAGACUAUGGGGAGGGCUGUAGGCUAUGGGGAGGGCUGUAGGCUAUGGGGAGGGCUGUAGGCUAUGGGGAGGGCUGUAGGCUGUAGGCUAUGGGGAGGGCUGUAGGCUAUGGAGAGGGCUGUAGACUAUGGGGAGGGCUGUAGGCUAUGGGGAGGGCUGUAGGCUAUGGGGAGGGCUGUAGGCUGUAGGCUAUGGGGAGGGCUGUAGGCUAUGGAGAGGGCUGUAGGCUAUGGAGAGGGCUGUAGGCUGUAGACUAUGUGGAGGGCUGUAGGCUAUGGGGAGGGCUGUAGGCUAUAGAUAGGGCUGUAGGCUAUGGAGAGGGCUGUAGGCUGUUGAAUAUGUGGAGGGCUGUAGGCUAUGGGGAGGGCUGUAGGCUAUGGAGAGGGCUGUAUGCUAUGGGGAGGGCUGUAGGCUGUAGACUAUGUGGAGGGCUGUAGACUAUGUGGAGGGCUGUAGGCUGUAGACUAUGUGGAGGGCUGUAGGCUAUGGAGAGGGCUGUAGGCUAUGGAGAGGGCUGUAGGCUGUAGGCUAUGGGGAGGGCUGUAGGCUAUGGGGAGGGCUGUAGGCUGUAGGCUAUGGAGAGGGCUGUAGGCUGUAGACUAUGUGGAGGGCUGUAGGCUAUGGAGAGGGCUGUAGGCUAUGGAGAGGGCUGUAGGCUGUAGGCUAUGGGGAGGGCUGUAGGCUAUGGGGAGGGCUGUAGGCUGUAGGCUAUGGGGAGGGCUGUAGACUAUGGGGAGGGCUGUAGGCUAUGGAGAGGGCUGUAGGCUAUGGAGAGGGCUGUAGGCUGUAGGCUAUGGGGAGGGCUGUAGGCUAUGGGGAGGGCUGUAGGCUGUAGGCUAUGUGGAGGGCUGUAGACUAUGGGGAGGGCUGUAGGCUAUGGGGAGGGCUGUAGGCUAUGUGGAGGGCUGUAGGCUAUGAGGAGGGCUGUAGGCUAUGUAGAGGGCUGUAGGCUAUAGGGAGGGCUGUAGGCUAUGGGGAGGGCUGUAGGCUAUGUGGAGGGCUGUAGGCUAUGAGGGGGGCUGUAGGCUAUGUAGAGGGCUGUAGGCUAUAGGGAGGGCUGUAGGCUAUGGGGAGGGCUGUAGGCUAUGGAGAGGUCUGUAGGCUAUGUGGAGGGCUGUAGGCUAUGGGGAGGGCUGUAGGCUAUGGGGAGGGCUGUAGACUGUAGGCUAUGGGGAGGGCUGUAGACUAUGGGGAGGGCUGUAGGCUAUGGGGAGGGCUGUAGACUAUGGGGAGGGCUGUAGGCUAGUGGGGGGCUGUAGGCUAUGGGGAGGGCUGUAGGCUAUGUGGAGGGCUGUAGGCUAUGGGUGGGCUGUGGGUUGUAGGCUAAGGGUGGGCUGUGGGUUAUGGGUGGGCUGUGGCUGUGGCUGUAGGCUAUGGGUAGGCUGUGGGUGCAUGCCACCAGGGCCUGACAGGAGGAAUCUGAGUCCACCCAUACAGUACAUACAGGAAUGUGUUUGUUUAGCCAGCUCCCUGAAUAGUCUCUCUCCUCCACCACUCAGGUUUGAUGACCUGUCAGGAUGUCUUAACAGGGCUGUUUCAGAUGCUUUAGCUGGAACUUUCACUCCACUAGUUGGCAUAGUAACAGGUUUUAUCACAUGUAUAGUAUGUCUAUGUUUGUUGUUGCAUUUUUUUGAGUGCGUUUUCAUGUUUGUUCAUAUUCAUCUGUAAAUGUGUUUGUGUCUGUGACGUGUGUUUUGUGUGUUUAGUGUGUCUGCGAUGUUUGUUUAGUGUGUUUUGUGUGUCUCUGACAUGUGUUUAGUGUGUCUCUGACGUGUGUUUAGUGUGUCUGUGACGUGUAUUUUGUGUGUUUUGUGUGUCUGUGAUGUGUGUUUAGUGUGUUUAGUGUGUCUGUGACGUGUGUUUAGUGUGUUUAGUGUGUCUGUGACGUGUGUUUAGUGUGUUUUGUGUGUCUCUGACAUGUGUUUAGUGUGUCUCUGACGUGUGUUUAGUGUGUCUGUGACGUGUAUUUUGUGUGUUUAGUGUGUCUGUGACGUGUGUUUCGUGUGUUUAGUGUGUCUGUGACGUGUGUUUCGUGUGUUUAGUGUGUCUCUGACGUGUGUUUAGUGUGUCUGUGACGUGUAUUUUGUGUGUUUAGUGUGUCUGUGAUGUGUGUUUAGUGUGUUUAGUGUGUCUGUGACGUGUGUUUCGUGUGUUUAGUGUGUCUGUGACGUGUGUGUUUUAGUGUGUUGUUAGUGUGUCUCUGACAGUGUGUUUUAGUGUGUCUGUGACGUUGGUGUUUAGUGUGUUUAGUGUGUCGUGUGUGAGUGUGUUUAGUGUGUUUUGUGUGUUUGAGUGUGUUUAGUGUGUCUCUGACGUGUGUUUAGUGUGUCUGUGACGUGAUGUGUUUAGUGUGUUUAGUGUGUGUCUGUGAUGUGUGUUUGGUGUGUUUAGUGUGUCUGUAGUGUGUUGUGCGUGUUUGUGUUUAGUGUGUCUGUGACGUGUCUUUCGUGUGUUUAGUGUGUCUGUGACGUGUGUUUAGUGUGUGUAGUGUGUCUCUGACGUGUGUUUAGUGUGUCUGUGACGUGUGUUUAGUGUGUUUAGUGUGUCUGUGACGUGUGUUUCGUGUGUUUAGUGUGUCUGUGACGUGUGUUUCGUGUGUUUAGUGUGUCUGUGACGUUUGUUUAGUGUGUUUAGUGUGUCUGUGAUGUUUGUUUAGUGUGUUUUGUGUGUCUCUGACGUGUGUUUAGUGUGUCUCUGACGUGUGUUUAGUGUGUCUGUGACGUGUAUUUUGUGUGUUUAGUGUGUCUGUGAUGUGUGUUUAGUGUGUUUAGUGUGUCUGUGACAUGUGUUUCGUGUGUUUAGUGUGUCUGUGACGUGUGUUUCGUGUGUUUAGUGUGUCUGUGACGUGUGUUUAGUGUGUUUAGUGUGUUCCUCUUUAAGGAAUACCUGGGAUAGGAUAAAGUAAUCCUUCUACCCCCCCGCCCCCCCCCAAAAAAAAAAAAAAAAAAAUACAUAUUGUAAAGUGGUUAUCCCACUGGCUAUAGGGUGAAUGCACCUAUUUGUAAGUCGCUCUGGAUAAGAGCGUCUGCUAAAUGACGUAAAUGUAAAUGUAAUGUAAAUGUGUGUCUCUGACGUGUGUUUAGUGUGUCUGUGACGUGUGUUUAGUGUGUUUAGUGUGUCUGUGAUGUUUGUUUAGUGUGUUUAGUGUGUCUGUGAUGUUUGUUUAGUGUGUUUAGUGUGUCUGUGACGUGUGUUUAGUGUGUUUAGUGUGUCUCUGACAUGUGUUUAGUGUGUUUAGUGUGUCUCUGACGUGUGUUUAGUGUGUCUGUGACGUGUGUUUCGUGUGUUUAGUGUGUCUGUGAUGUUUGUUUAGUGUGUUUAGUGUGUCUGUGACGUGUGUUUAGUGUGUUUAGUGUGUCUCUGACGUGUGUUUAGUGUGUCUGUGACAUGUGUUUAGUGUGUUUAGUGUGUCUGUGACGUGUGUUUAGUGUGUUUAGUGUGUAUGUGAUGUUUGUUUAGUGUGUCUGUGACAUGUGUUUAGUGUGUCUGUGACGUGUGUUUAGUGUGUCUGUGACAUGUGUUUAGUGUGUUUAGUGUGUCUGUGACGUGUGUUUAGUGUGUUUAGUGUGUCUGUGACGUGUGUUUAGUGUUUUUUUAGUGUGUCUGUGACGUGUGUUUAGUGUGUUUUUAGUGUGUCUGUGACGUGUGUUUAGUGUGUCUGUGACAUGUGUUUAGUGUGUUUAGUGUGUCUGUGACGUUGUGUUUAGUGUGGUUUAGUGUGUCUGUGACGUGUGUUUAGUGUUUUUUUUAGUGUGUCUGUGACGUGUGUUUAGUGUGUUUUUAGUGUGUCUGUGACGUGUGUUUAGUGUGUCUGUGACAUGUGUUUAGUGUGUUUAGUGUGUCUGUGACGUGUGUUUAGUGUGUUUACUGUGUCUGUCACGUGUGUUUAGUGUUUUUUUAGUGUGUCUGUGACGUGUUUUUAGUGUGUUUUUAGUGUGUCUGUGACGUGCGUUUAGUGUGUCUGUGACGUGUGUUUAGUGUUUCUGUAACGUGUGUUUAGUGUGUUUAGUGUGUUUAGUGUGUCUGUGACGUGUGUUUAGUGUGUUUAGUGUGUUUAGUGUGUUUAGUGUUUCUGUAACGUGUGUUUAGUGUGUUUAGUGUGUCUGUGACGUGUGUUUAGUGUGUUUUUAGUGUGUCGUGUUAAAGGGUCAUCCUCUGUGUUUUCCAGCCGGAUGUGAGGAGUGUCCACAGGGAGAGAUCCCAGGGUCACAUGGUCACCUGGACUGGACCUGGUUUUGCCCGGGUCAAAGAUGGAGCUGGACUGGUCUUCACCAUAGACAACAUCCCCCAUGCCAUGGACUAUGACAUCACGAUCCGCUAUGAGCCAGAGGUACAGCAUGCUUCAUGUCUUCCCCACAUUGCACUGCUGCUGUACGGUAAUACCAGGCCAACCCAAUGUAGAGUAUUACACUUUGGAAGACCCUUAAAUAAGUCUGUAUUUGUAACACAUUGACAAUCGCAGAAAUGUAAAUGUUGUCUCUCUCCUUUCUGUCUCUGCUGGAGAGUUGGACAUAUGAUAACAAUGUAACAGUGUGGAACCAAUGCUGUUACCACCCUUUAAAACACUGCCUGUUGUGUGUGUGUGUGUGUUUGUAGUCUACAGAAGACUGGGAGGCCAUAGUGAGCGUUACCUCCCAGCUGCUACCGUCUAGCUCCCGCUGUGGCAACCUGCUGCCUACUGAACAGCUCUAUACAGUCACCCUGCCACACCACAGGAGGUAAUACUGAUAAAACCAACCCUAACCCUAACCCCAACCCCAACCCCAACCCUAACCCUAACCCUAACCCUAACCCUAACCCUAACCCUAACCUCCUGCCUACUGAACAGCUCGAUACAGUCACCCUGCCACACCACAGGAGGUAAUACUGAUAAAACCAACCCUAACCCUAAGCCUAACCCUAACCCUAACCUCCUGCCUACUGAACAGCUCUAUACAGUCACCCUGCCACACCACAGGAGGUAAUACUGAUAAAACCAACCCUAACCCUAACCCCAACCCUAACCCUAACCCUGACCCUAACUUCCUGCCUACUGAACAGCUCGAUACAGUCACCCUGCCACACCACAGGAGGUAAAACUGAUAGAACCAACCCUAACCCUAACCCCAACCCUAACCUCCUGCCUACUGAACAGCUCGAAACAGUCACCCUGCCACACCACAGGAGGUACUACUGAUAGAGCCAACCCUAACCCCAACCCCAACCCUAACCCCAACCCUAACCCUAACCUCCUGCCUACUGAACAGCUCGAUACAGUCACCCUGCCACACCACAGGAGGUACUACUGAUAGAACCAACCCCAACCCUAACCCCAACCCCAACCCCAACCCUAACCCUAACCCUAACCCUAACCCUAACCCUAACCCUAACCCUAACCCUAACCUCCUGCCUACUGAACAGCUCGAUACAGUCACCCUGCCACACCACAGGAGGUAAUACUGAUAAAACCAACCCUAACCCUAACCCCAACCCUAACCCUAACCCUGACCCUAACUUCCUGCCUACUGAACAGCUCGAUACAGUCACCCUGCCACACCACAGGAGGUAAAACUGAUAGAACCAACCCUAACCCUAACCCCAACCCUAACCUCCUGCCUACUGAACAGCUCGAAACAGUCACCCUGCCACACCACAGGAGGUACUACUGAUAGAGCCAACCCUAACCCCAACCCCAAUCCUAACCCCAACCCUAACCCUAACCUCCUGCCUACUGAACAGCUCGAUACAGUCACCCUGCCACACCACAGGAGGUACUACUGAUAGAACCAACCCCAACCCUAACCCCAACCCCAACCCCAACCCUAACCCUAACCCUAACCCUAACCCUAACCCUAACCCUAACCCUAACCCUAACCCUAACCUCCUGCCUACUGAACAGCUCGAUACAGUCACCCUGCCACACCACAGGAGGUAAUACUGAUAAAACCAACCCUAACCCUAACCCCAACCCCAACCCUAACCCUAACCCUAACCCUAACCCCAACCCCAACCCAACCCCAACCCUAACCCUAACCUCCUGCCUACUGAACAGCUCGAUACAGUCACCCUGCCACACCACAGGAGGUACUACUGAUAGAACCAACCCCAACCCUAACCCCAACCCCAACCCCAACCCUAACCCUAACCCUAACCCUAACCCUAACCCUAACCCUAACCUCCUGCCUACUGAACAGCUCUAUACAGUCACCCUGCCACACCACAGGUGUGUGUCUGUGUGUGUCUGUCUCUGUGUGUGUCUGUGUGUGUGUGUCUCUGUGUGUGUGUGUGUGUGUGUGUGUGUGUGUGUGUUCGUGUGUGGAUAAGAGCGUCUGCUUAAUAACUCAAAUGUAAAAUGUGUGUGUACGUGUGCAUGUGUGUGUGAGAGAGUGUGUGUGUGUUUUAGUAUAGGUUUUAAUAGAUAUGUUUCCCAUAUAUGUGUCGUUAAUGUGUACAAACCUGUAUGUCAGUAUAUGUGUGGUCUCUUGAAUAAUCUCAUGUAUAAAUUUAACAGUGACUCCUAUUAUAUUAUCAAACCUUCUAGCAAUAUUUACUAUCCAGCUGAUCAACUGAUUACUAAGGAUUUCAUGCCAUUCCUAAAAUGUGUUGGAUAUCCCACUUUAUUAUAUGAUACAGAAAUAGGAGACAGUGUCCUGUAGCUUAGCUCUGGGUGUGAGAGAAUAUUAUUCUGAUAAGGUCAUGGAUAGUGUGUUGAGAUUGAGGAACCUUGAAAACGCCCAGUCUGAGUGAGAGCAAGUUACUGUAGGUUAAUUUAGAUUGUUUUAGAUUUAUUGAGCUAAGCGUCUGCUUGAGAUCACAGAUGGUUAAGAUAAAAGCUUGCCAAAAGUUAAAGCAUUAUUGAGUGAUUUGACUGUGAACAUUUUCCCUGUGUGUAUGGCUGUUCACAAUGAGCGUCCACCCGGGGGGGGCCUUAAAGAGAAUACUGUUAGGAGAGCAUGUUUAACCAGGAGGGGGGGCCUUAAAGGGAAUACUGUUAGGAGAGCAUGUUUAACCAGGAGGGGGGGGCCUUAAAGAGAAUACUGUUAGGAGAGCAUGUUUAACCAGGAGGGGGGGCCUUUAAGGGAAUACUGUUAGGAGAGCAUGUUUAACCAGGAGGGGGGGGGGGGGGGGGGCUUUAAGGAAUACUGUUAGGAGAGCAUGUUUAACCAGGAGGGGGGGGCCUUUAAGGGAAUACUGUUAGGAGAGCAUGUUUAACCAGGAGGGGGGGGCCUUAAAGGGAAUACUGUUAGGAGAGCAUGUUUAACCAGGAGGGGGGGGGCCUUAAAGAGAAUACUGUUAGGAGAGCAUGUUUAACCAGGAGGGGGGGGCCUUUAAGGGAAUUCUGUUAGGAGAGCAUGUUUAACCAGGAGGGGGGGGGGGGGGGGGGCUUUAAGGGAAUACUGUUAGGAGAGCAUGUUUAACCAGGAGGGGGGGGCCUUUAAGGGAAUACUGUUAGGAGAGCAUGUUUAACCAGGAGGGGGGAGGGCCUUUAAGGGAAUACUGUUAGGAGAGCAUGUUUAACCAGGAGGGGGGGGGCCUUUAAGGGAAUACUGUUAGGAGAGCAUGUUUAACCAGGAGGGGGGGGCCUUUAAGAGAAUACUGUUAGGAGAGCAUGUUUAACCAGGAGGGGGGGGGGGGGGGGGGGGGGGCUUUAAGGGAAUACUGUUAGGAGAGCAUGUUUAACCAGGAGGGGGGGGCCUUUAAGGGAAUACUGUUCGGUGAGCAUGUACUUUCAUUACAGCUAAUAUAUACUGUUUGCUAUCAGCAGUAAAGAUGUUGUGCUCCUUCCCUUUAACUUUGCUCUGAGAAACACUAGCCCUGCCGCCACAGUCGUCUUUACAAGGUGUUACCUGCCGUGUGUUUGCCUGUCCUGCAGCAUGCAGGAGGGGGGGGGGGGGGGGGGGGGGGCUUUAAGGGAAUACUGUUAGGAGAGCAUGUUUAACCAGGAGGGGGGGGCCUUUAAGGGAAUACUGUUCGGUGAGCAUGUACUUUCAUUACAGCUAAUAUAUACUGUUUGCUAUCAGCAGUAAAGAUGUUGUGCUCCUUCCCUUUAACUUUGCUCUGAGAAACACUAGCCCUGCCGCCACAGUCGUCUUUACAAGGUGUUACCUGCCGUGUGUUUGCCUGUCCUGCAGCAUGCUCUUUGUCCACACUCAUUCUCUCUGACUGUCAACUAUCACCGUGUGGAGACUUUCCAGCAUAACCCUUCCCCUCCUUUUCCAGCACGCCAUGAUAACUGCCUUGUAUAGUCUGUACCUGGGCUAUUCUCAGGUCAACCAACCUAUACAUGUCAAGAAACUUCCCUAAGAAUGAACUUGUGUAUAACAAAGAGUUCCAACGGUCCCAGCCCGGAUCUGACUGGCUCACUGGACCCUGGCUCCCCCUGCUGUUCUGCUCCGUGAUUGGCAUCUCAGGCAGAACCAAUUAGCAAAGCGACCCAAAACACACACACAGCGAGUCAGAAGUUAGACAGGAUGCCAGGGCAGAGGGAGCGCACAAGGAGAGCACCAGGCAUACAAUGGCUGUAGACUGGAUCACACUCUUUACAAUGGCUGUAGACCGGAUCACACUCUUUACAAUGGCUGUAGACCGGAUCACACUCUUUACAAUGGCUGUAGACCGGAUCACACUCUUUACAAUGGCUGUAGACCGGAUCACACUCUUUAUAAUGGCUGUAGACCGGAUCACACUCUUUACAAUGGCUGUAGACCGGAUCACACUCUUUACAAUGGCUGUAGACCGGAUCACACUCUUUACAAUGGCUGUAGACCGGAUCACACUCUUUACAAUGGCUGUAGACCGGAUCCCACUCCUCACAAUGGCUGUAGACUGGAUCACACUCUUUACAAUGGCUGUAGACCGGAUCACACUCUUUACAAUGGCUGUAGACCGGAUCACACUCUUUACAAUGGCUGUAGACCGGAUCACACUCUUUACAAUGGCUGUAGACCGGAUCACACUCUUUAUAAUGGCUGUAGACCGGAUCACACUCUGUACAAUGGCUGUAGACCGGAUCACACUCUGUACAAUGGCUGUAGACAGGAUCACACUCUUUACAAUGGCUGUAGACUGGAUCACACUCUUUACAAUGGCCGUAGAACGGAUCACACUCUUUACAAUGGCUGUAGACCGGAUCCCACUCUUCACAAUGGCUCUAGACUGGAUCACACUCUUUACAAUGGCUGUAGACUGGAUCACACUCUUUACAAUGGCUGUAGACCGGAUCACACUCUGUACAAUGGCUGUAGACAGGAUCACACUCUUUACAAUGGCUGUAGACCGGAUCACACUCUUUACAAUGGCUGUAGACCGGAUCCCACUCUUCACAAUGGCUGUAGACUGGAUCACACUCUUUACAAUGGCUGUAGACCGGAUCACACUCUUUACAAUGGCUGUAGACCGGAUCACACUCUUUACAAUGGCUGUAGACCGGAUCACACUCUUUACAAUGGCUGUAGACCGGAUCACACUCUUUAUAAUGGCUGUAGACCGGAUCACACUCUGUACAAUGGCUGUAGACCGGAUCACACUCUUUACAAUGGCUGUAGACCGGAUCACACUCUUUACAAUGGCUGUAGACCGGAUCACACUCUUUACAAUGGCUGUAGACCGGAUCACACUCUUUACAAUGGCUGUAGACCGGAUCACACUCUUUACAAUGGCUGUAGACCGGAUCCCACUCUUUACAAUGGCUGUAGACUGGAUCUCUCUGUUUGUUGAGAGUAGAGAGAGUGGAGAGGUGGUGCGGCAGAAAGCCCCCUCUUUCUCUUCCUUCAUGAUCUCAAAGACCUGUUAUAAAUGAGUUGUGUACAAGUUGUUUAUGGAAUGAAGCCCAUCUGGAAAAAGACACAAUGGAUUGUUUUGUACACACAUUUUAGUUGAUGAGUUGUGGUACUGCGUGUGUGUGUGUGUGUGUGUGUGUGUGUGUGUGUGUUUAUUGAAGAGCAGGAAGAGAAAUGCCCUCUGACAGAGACCCGGUUCAUCUGUCUCUGUUCCAGUCAGGGGUUCCCAGACCUCCCUGUUUCAUCCUGUUCCUGUGUGUUUGUUCAGCAUAGUGACUGUACGUGUCUAUGCUGGUUUGUGUCUGGGCCAGUGAGGCUCUUCACUCUGUGCAACAUUUGGGGGCUAGGUUUGACUUCUUUCACUUGUAUUUUGCUGGUUUAAUUUCCUUUUAACCUUAUAGGGCCAUAAGGCUUUUCCACAACUCCUAACAGAACAAUGUAAUAUCAGAAUGUUUGAUAAGAGAAUGUCUCUGUGUGACCCAACAGGUAUGUCCAGAUGCCCAGUCCUUUCUGCUUUGAGCCCAGUAACCGUUAUGUCGUGGCCAUCAGAUUCCAGCGCCACGGUGUGUCCCAGAGACACCUGACAGCUUUCAUCCUUGUAGACUCGGUGAGUCAAUCAACUUAUCAAACAUGUCAGGGCUCUGGAGUGACAGCCAUACACGAGAGGGAGUUUAGUUGAAAUAGAAAGGAAAACUGACCUUUUCGAUGUGUGUGAGUGAACUAUCAGCAGCACUGUGAUAGUAACUGUUGGCCAGAUACCACCACCUAGUGGUCUGAAACAAAGGUGCAUUUAGGUGCCAAAUUCCACCUCUCACUCACUUUAUUUUUCUACGUUUCCUCCCUCCAUUCCUCCUUCCCAGCUGGUGCUGACCCCCCAGUACACGGAGCUGCCAGGUUUCCAGGGUCACGAUCCGGCGGCAGAGGAGCGUCUUGAUGAGAUGGUGCGCUACAUGUGCCUGGACUCCUUCAUGGCCACACCAAUGCCCCUGCUGGCAGAGAUGUGCACCAAGCUCAUCUGCAGCAUCUCUGCCAUCCUGCACGACAGAGCGCUGCGUGAGUCUACCAUACAUCAUUCACUAGGGGAUCAGGUGUCAAAGGUCAAAGCCUCCAUUAAUGCCUUGUUAUCGAAUACUGGGUGUCAAAUACUUCCUGGUCCAACUAUUGAAUAAUUUUACUUACCAAUAAACUCUAGCAAGCAGCACUAUGAUCAGUAAUGCAUGGUAUGAGUUGGAUGGAAUUGUUACACUCAGUCAUCACCAUAGGAUAUCAUCCAUGACUUGUUUGAUUGAAGACUCUCUCAUUUUCCCUGUAGAAUGUCAGUGCGACCCCCAGGGGUCUCUCAGUGCUGAGUGUGACAGGGUCGGAGGUCAGUGCCGCUGUAAACCCAACGUGAUUGGAAGACGGUGUGACCAGUGCGCACCUGACACUUAUGGCUUCGGACCAUAUGGCUGCACAGGUGAGUGAGCACUGGCAUCUUUUAGCCAGUCAUCACAUCUUUAUUUAGUUGACAUUAUAUAGCAGGUGUGUCAUACACUGGAUGACCUCACAAAACCACAAUCCUAAAAUAUGUCCCACUCCCGAUGUAAGAUGGGACGUAAGCUCAGAAGGGUCGUCGCAUCUCCAGAGAAGCUUACUCCAAGACAUCAACGAACAUAAACCUCCUCAUACCUCACUCCAUUAAACACCCCACCCUCUCCCUCUCCCCUCCUCCUCCUCCUCCUCUCCUCCCCUUCAUCCUCCUCCUUCUCCCUCCCUCCCUCCCCAGCCUGUGACUGCCACUCCCAGGGCUCUCUGGGGCACCAGUGUGACCCAGUGAUGGGGCAGUGCCCGUGCAGACAGGGGGCCAGCGGGCGCCAGUGCUCAGACUGCCAGCCUGGCCAGUGGGGCUUCCCCAGCUGCAGGCCAUGCCAGUGUAACGGUCACGCUGAUGACUGCAACUCACAGACAGGGGAGUGCCAGGCCUGCAGGGACUACGCUGAUGGACAGCACUGUGAAAGGUGGGCAGGGGGGAUAUACAGUGAUUCGUAAAUGGUGUUGGUGACAGCGUUUUGGUUAGUGUUUUGGUGCUGUUGGAUCAGGUAGUGAUCGGUAAUAGUCCAAUAUAUAAUAUUGUGAUCGGUAGUGUACCAUAAUAAAUACAUUAAAUAUGUUAUUUCUCUCCCUGCCCAGGUGUGUGAAUGGGUUCUUUGGAAACCCAGUGCUGGGGUCUGGGGAUCACUGUCGACAUUGUCCCUGUCCUGGGAACCCAGGAAGCGGACAUUCCAACGGAGACUCCUGUCAUGCUGAAAGCUCAUCCAAUCAAAUCCUCUGCAACUGUAAACAGGGCUACACAGGUAGAGUCCCAAUGAUACAGUUUAGCUCACUAAAAAGGAAAUCCUAUCUACACUUAUUGGCAUUUCACUUUUCAGCCUAAGCCUGACCCCUUUCACACUCUUUUCCCCACGCUAGGGCCUCGCUGUGAUCGGUGUGCCCCUGGUUACUAUGGCAACCCCGAGCAUCCAGGUGGGCAGUGCCACCCGUGCCAGUGCAGUGGCAACAUCGACACCCAGGACCCCGAGUCAUGUGACCCCAGGACCGGCCAAUGCCUGAGCUGCCUAUACAACACGGAUGGCCCCUCCUGCUCUGACUGUAAACAUGGUUACUACGGCAACGCUCUGGCCCAGGACUGCAGGCGUGAGUUGUUACAUGAUAAUGGAUGGUUGAAUCUCUAAUGAGUUCUGUCUCUGCAUUUUCUUAAGUUAUGUAAGGGACUGGUCAUGCCCGCUGGAGACAAACAAUUGGUAUUUGUGAUGAUAUGUGUCACGCUGCCGUUCUUGUCUAUGUCUGCUCUGUGUGUGACUGUGUGCUGUAUUGUGUCUGAUAUGUUUAUCUUAUUCCAUCUGCAGGUUGCACAUGUGUAACAGCAGGUACACAACAGUCCUACUGCAGCGAUGGCCAUUGCCACUGUGACAGACAGACAGGAGCAUGCCCGUGUCGGGACAAUGUGGUCGGGCACAACUGUGACCAGUGUGCCCCCAACCACUGGAACUAUGGCACAGACAGAGGGUGUGAGCAGUGUGCCUGCCACCCUCAGCACGCUGUGGGAUCCCACUGCAACAUGGUAGGCCUCAUAGUUGUGAAAGGCUUUUGUUUAGUGUACUUUACCUUAUCAGUUUAAUUGAAUAGCUUUGAUGAUACAUCUCUCUCUCCUUGUCUGUCUGUCUGUAGUUCAGUGGACAGUGUCACUGUCGGCAAGGCUUUGGGGGAAGGCAGUGCACUGAGUGUGAGCAGUUUCAUUGGGGAGACCCACGAGUGCAGUGUGAAGGUAAUUGAAUGUUAGAAAUGUCACAGUUCAAUUAGGUUUUCAAAGUCUAUCUUUAAUUCUGUGUUCAAAAUGACAGUCUGUACUGUAUAUAGGACCCAUUCAUAUCCACGAACUUCAGGGGUGGGCUCGCCCCAGCGCCCCCAGCCCGCGCCCCCGAGACAGCCCGGCCCCAGCGCCCCCUCCCAAGCGCCCCCGCCCAGACUAGCCACCGCGCCCCGCGCAAGGCACCAGCGCCACGAGCCAGCGCGAACCACCACCGCGCCCAGUCGUCCCACAGAGACCCAGCGGCCACAAGCCCACCCACAGCGAACGAGCCAGCACCAAGCUUCCCCAAUACAGCCACCAAGCCCCCCUCGACCCGCAACCCGCCCACCAAGGACCCCUCUCCCUCUCCAACCCCCCUUCCCCCAACUCCCCCUCUCCAUCUCUCUCCCCCAUCUCCCCUCUUCCACCUCUCUCUCGCCAUCUCUUCCCCAAUCUCCCCCUCUCCAUCUCUCCCCCAUCUCCCCCUCUCCAUCUCUCUCCCCCAUCUCCCCCUCUCCAUCUUCCGUCAGAGUGUAAGUGUCAGCCGCUGGGCUCGGAGUCGGCUCAGUGUGACCGUGUGACGGGGGCGUGUGAGUGCAGGGAGGGGACGGCGGGACGACGGUGUGUGACGAGUGUGACCGCGGCUUCACCGGGGCCUUCCCUGAGUGUGUCCGGUGCCACCCCUGCUUCGAGCUGUGGGACGACGCGGUGUGUACGAUCCGCCGGGACCUGGACCACAUCCGUCACGACAUCCAGAGGAUCCUGGAGAGCGGAGAGACUCCCGGCCUGGGAGACAAACCCAUCCACGAGCUGGAGAAUAAACUGGCCCGGGUACAGGACCUGAUCCGAGACGGAGACCGGGACAGACUACACCAGCUGAUUGGCCAGUCCAUCGAUGACCUGAGGUAAAAGCAUCAUACUCCCCUGUACUGUAGGUGGACCGUUCAUUCACCAAACAUUUCAUAGUAAUAUAUGACAUUUAACAGACGCUUUUAUGCGUACAUACAUUUUGUACAUAUGGGUGGUCCCAGGAAUUGAACCCACUAUCCUGGUGUUGCAAGCGCCAUGCUCUACCAACUAAAGCUACAGAGGAGCAGUGUAGAACAGCUAAACCCUCUCAUGCAAAUAUUGCCAGAGGGGGCAGCUGUGCUUAUUGAAACCAAGUCACACAACAAUUAUACACGUAGAACAGGAUAGUGUGUGAAAUGAACAAUACCUACUGAGAAUUGUGCUCAGAGGUCUCUCGUGCGUCUCUGUGGUGUAUCCAGGGCGGAGAUAGCCCUGACUGACGGCCGUCUGAUGGGUGUGGCACGGGAGCUGAAUGGGACAGCGGUGCAGGAUGAGGUACUGAGGAGGAACCUGACCCAGAUGGAGAGAGAACUCAGGGACCUUAACAUCACCCUGGUGCACCGCCACCAAGAACGGAGGAACAACCUCAGCUCCGGCUUCCAAGGUAGCACCUCCCCCUAGACCUCAAAACACACACACCUGUACAGUAAGAUUGAGUGCACAUGUAUAGGUACUCACACAUAGACACAUAGACACAUACACACAUACACACAUACACAUAGACACACAUAGACACACACACACACACACAGACACACAUGGACACACAUGGACACACAUGGACACACAUGGACACACAUGGACACACAUGGACACAUACACACACACACACACACACACACACACACACAUAGACACAUAGACACAUACACACAUACACACAUACACAUAGAAACACAUAGACACACACACACACACACAGACACACAUGGACACACAUAGACACACAUGGACACACAUGGACACACAUAGACACACAUGGACACACAUGGACACACAUGGACACAUACACACACACACACACACACACAUAGACACAAACACACAUAGACACAUACACACAUAGACACAUACACACAUAGACACAUACACACAUAGACACAUACACACAUAGACACACAUACACAUAGACACAUACACACAUAGACACAUUGACACAUACACACACAGACACACACAGACACACACAGACACAUAGACACACACACACACACACACACAGACACACACAGACACACAUACACACACAUAGACACACAGACACACAGACACACAGACACACAUAGACACACAUACAGUGAGGGAAAAAAGUAUUUGAUCCCCUGCUGAUUUUGUACAUUUGCCCACUGACAAAGACAUGAUCAGUCUAUAAUUUUAAUGGUAGGUUUAUUUGAACAGUGAGAGACAGAAUAACAACAAAACAAUCCAGAAAAUCGCAUGUCAAAAAUGUUAUAAAUUUAUUUGCAUUUUAAUGAGGGAAAUAAGUAUUUGACCCCUCUGCAAAACAUGACUUAGUACUUGGUGGCAAAACACUUGUUGGCAAUCACAGAGGUCAGACGUUUGUUAUAGUUGGCCACCAGGUUUGCACAGAUCUCAGGAGGGAUUUUGUCCCACUCCUCUUUGCAGAUCUUCUCCAAGUCAUUAAGGUUUUGAGGCUGACGUUUGGCAACUCGAACCUUCAGCUCCCUCCACAGAUUUUCUAUGGGAUUAAGGUCUGGAGACUGGCUAGGCCACUCCAGGACCUUAAUGUGCUUCUUCUUGAGCCACUCCUUUGUUGCCUUGGCCAUGUGUUUUGGGUCAUUGUCAUGCUGGAAUACCCAUCCACGACCCAUUUUCAAUGCCCUGGCUGAGGGAAGGAGGUUCUCACCCAAGAUUUGACAGUACAUGGCCCCGUCCAUCGUCCCUUUGAUGCAGUGAAGUUGUCCUGUCCCCUUAGCAGAAAAACACCCCCAAAGCAUAAUGUUUCCACCUCCAUGUUUGAUGGUGGGGAUGGUGUUCUUGGGGUCAUAGGCAGCAUUCCUCCUCCUCCAAACACGGCGAGUUGAGUUGAUGCCAAAGAGCUCGUUUUUGGUCUCAUCUGACCACAACACUUUCACCCAGUUCUCCUCUGAAUCAUUCAGAUGUUCAUUGGCAAACUUCAGACGGGCCUGUAUAUGUGCUUUCUUGAGCAGGGGGACCUUGCGGGCGCUGCAGGAUUUCAGUCCUUCACGGCGUAGUGUGUUACCAAUUGUUUUCUUGGUGACUAUGGUCCCAGCUGCCUUGAGAUCAUUGACAAUAUCCUCCUGUGUAGUUCUGGGCUGAUUCCUCACCGUUCUCAUGAUCAUUGCAACUCCACGAGGUGAGAUCUUGCAUGGAGCCCCAGACCGAGGGAGAUUGACAGUUCUUUUGUGUUUCUUCCAUUUGCGAAUAAUCGCACCAACUGUUGUCACCUUCUCACCAAGCUGCUUGGCGAUGGUCUUGUAGCCCAUUCCAGCCUUGUGUAGGUUUACAAUCUUGUCCCUGACAUCCUUGGAGAGCUCUUUGGUCUUGGCCAUGGUGGAGAGUUUGGAAUCUGAUUGAUUGAUUGCUUCUGUGGACAGGUGUCUUUUAUACAGGUAACAAGCUGAGAUUAGGAGCACUCCCUUUAAGAGUGUCCUCCUAAUUUCAGCUUGUUACCUGUGUAAAAGACACCUGGGAGCCAGAAAUCUUUCUGAUUGAGAGGGGGUCAAAUACUUAUUUCCCUCAUUAAAAUGCUAAUCAAUUUAUAAAAAUUUUGACAUGCAUUUUUCUGGAUUUUGUUGUUGUUAUUCUGUCUCACUGUUCAAAUAAACCUACCAUUAAAAUUAUAGACUGAUCAUUUCUUUGUCAGUGGGCAAACGUACAAAAUCAGCAGGGGAUCAAAUACUUUUUUCCCUCACUGUAGAUACACACAGACACACAGACACAUACAGCCUCUCCUCGUUUUUAGUCUCUUUCACUGAUUUGUUUUGCCCUGGUCCUCCUCUCCAUCCCAGAUCAGUUUGACAAUGUGAAUAAGUACUACCGUGGGUCCCAGGAGGCUCAACAGAAGUGCAACGCCUCAAUGUCCGGUCCCUUCAACCCCGUGGAGGAGUCUAAAGCCACACGUACACACACUGAGGACCUUCUGAACAUGAGGCGGGAUAAGUUCCUGCGUACCGUGGCAGCCCAGAAGAAAUCAUUGUCAGAGCUACAGGACAAAGCCCAGGAUGUGGACAAGAAAGUCCACCACCUGAGCCACAAGGUAUAGAGGGGACAAUAUAGUGGGGUCUACUCUGUAUUCUAAAGGGAAGCUUGUUUUGGGUCGGUGUAGUUAUAGAUAGUGCUGCGAGGACAAUGCCUAACAGUCAGCAGAAACAAUCCUCUUGUCUGUGUUUUGUUGUAAAGGGUUGGUUCUAUAAAAAGUUUGAUUAGCAGGAUGGUCAUCCCUGUCUGUCACGUAGAGCUAAUUGGCAGACAUACCUGUCAUGAUGUGUUGAUUUCAAAUUGUAAUAAAUGUUACACCAUCCCUUCCCUGGAUGUGUGACCCAUAGCCCUUUGUCUGUGUCGGACUCUGACCCUACCUGUUUUGUGUGUUUUUCCUCCAGGUAUGUGGUGCUCAUUCCAACACCAGCUCGAAUGGCACAUGUCACGACAGCCCGUGUGGGGGUGCUGGUUGUCGUGACGAUGGCGGUCAGCGGGUGUGUGGAGGGGACGCGUGUAAGGGGACUGUGAGCGCCUCCCUUAAGGGACUGAAACACGCCAAUGAUGUCACAGACAACCUGACUGUUGCCAGUGAAGAUCUCCAGGGCAUGGCGAAGAAGGUACAUCUGCCUCACUCUCUUAUAUGUACUAACUAUACCUCUGCAUGCAUGUAUCUCAAUAUAAGCUGAAUCACUGAGCAAAACCUGCUGUUGAAGUUACCUAAAAGGGGUUGUAUUAUAUGUUUCUCAGUGUCUUUGUGAGUCUAAGCACAGCAUGUUUUGUAUAUAGUAUUCCAUAUGCAGUUUAUUUUUCAGUAAUCACCCAUGUUGUGUUUCCAGCUCCAUGACAUUGCUAUGCUGACCCAGGACGUUAAGAGUCAAGCCAUGGACACCUUGGAGAAAGCCAAGAAGAAUAAGGACUUCUUUGAAAACUCCAAUAAGAAACUCAAGGAAUUCAUUCAGAAGAUCAAAGAUUUCCUGACUGGUUUGUUAAUGCCAUUAACCUUCCAGAAAAGUUCUUAUAAAAAAAUAUAUAAACACUACCGUUCAAAGGUUUGGGGUAACUUAGAAAUGUUAUUGUUUCCGAAAGAAAAGCAAUUUUUUUGUCAAUUAAAAUAACAUCAAAUUGAUCAGAAAUACAGUGUAGACAUUGUUAAUGUUGUAAAUGGCUAUUGUAGCUGGAAACGAGGCCCAUUAUCAGCAACCAUCAGUCAUGUGUUCCAAUGGCACGUUGUGUUUUCUAAUCCAAGUGUAUUAUUUUAAAAGGCUAAUUGAUCAUUAGAAAAACCUUUUGCAGUUAUGUUAGCACAGCUGAAAACUGUUGUGCUGAUUAAAGAAGCAAUAGAACUAGCCUUCUUGAGACUAGUUGAGUAACUGGAGCAUCAACAAUUGUGGGUUCGAUUACAGGCUCAAAAUGGCCAGAAUCAAAUAACUUUCUUCUGAAACUCAUCAGUCUAUUCUUGUUCUGAGAAAUGAAGGCUAUUCCAUGCGAGAAAUUGCCAAGAAACUGAAGAGCUCGUACAACGCUGUGUGCUACUCCCUUCACAGAACAGCGCAAACUGGCUCUAACCAGAAUAGAAAGAGGAGUGGGAGGCCCCAGUGCACAACUGAGCAAGAGGACAAAUACAUUAGUGUCUAGUUUGAGAAACAGAUGCCUCACAGGUCCUCAACUGGCAGCUUCAUUAAAUAGUACCCGCAAAACACCAGUCUCAACGUCAACAGUGAAGAGGCGACUCCGGGAUGCUGACCUUCUGGCAGAGUUGCAAAGAAAAAGCCAUAUCUCAGACUGGCCAAUAAAAAGAAAAUAUUAAGAUGGGCAAAAGAACACAGACACUGGACAGAGGAAGAUUGGAAAAAAGUGUUAUGGAUAGACAAAUCGAAGUUUGAGGUGUUCAGAUCACAAAGAAUAACAUUUGUGAGACGCAGACCAAAUGAAAAGAUGCUGGAGGAGUGCUUGAUGCCAUCUGUCAAGCAUGGUGGAGGCAAUGUGAUGGUAUGGGGGUGCUUUGGUGGUGGUAAAGUGGGAGAUAGGUACAGGGUAAAAAGGGAUCUUGAAGAAGGAAGGCUAUCACUCCAUUUUGCAACGCCAUGCCAUACCCAGUGGACGACGCUUGAUUGGAGCUAAUUUCCUCCUACAACAGGACAAUGACCCAAAGCACAGCUCCAAAUUAUGCAAGAACUAUUUAGGGAAGAAGCAGUCAGCUGGUAUUCUGUCUAUAAUGGAGUGGCCAGCACAGUCACCGGAUCUCAACCCUAUUGAGCUGUUGUGGGAGCAGUUUGACCGUAUGUUACGUAAGAAGUACCCAUCAAGCCAAUCCAACUUGUGGGAGGUGCUUCAGGAAGCAUGGGGUGAAAUCUCUUCAGAUUACCUCAACAAAUUGACAACUAGAAUGCCAAAGGUCUGCAAGGCUGUAAUUGCUGCAAAUGUAGGAUUCUUUGACGAAAGCAAAGUUUGAAGGACACAAUUAUUAUUUCAAUUAAAAAUCAUUAUUUCUAACCUUGUCAAUGACUACAUGUCCUAUUCAUUUAGCUAUAUUUCCUAUUCAAACUCAUUUCAGGUAUGUUUUCAUGGAAAGCAAGAAUUUCAAUGUGACCUCAAACUUUUGAAUGGUAGUGUAUAUACAUAUCUCUUUGGACAGUUCUUAUGAUAUUAAUUUGAUCAUGGUUCUUCUCCACUGUGUGUUGUGUACAGAGGAGGGUGCGGACCCAGAGAGCAUAGAGAAGGUGGCUCAGCAAGUGCUGGCUAUAUCUCUGCCUGUGAACAGAACCACCCUGGACACUGUGGUCCAGCAGAUCAAAGACAACAUCAGCAAUCUGACAGAUGUACAGCGGGUCUUCAACCACACCUCCCAGCAACUCCACCAGGCCAAGGAGCUGCUCAACAGAGCUAAGGAUGCCAUGUAAGGCAGAGGGAGAAAGAGGCAACAAGAGGCAUAUUAGACUUCAGACAUAAGGGGCUCUAUUUUAACAAACCUAACGCAUUAAUAAAUCUUAGCGCAGGUGGUAGCAGUAUAGGUUCUGUGUCCGAAAUAUAUUUUUCAUUUUCACAACCGGAAUUACGGGCGUAUAGCUGGCGGUGGUGCGAAAGGGCUGGCUUUUGAUGAGUAAACAAGUUGUGGGUGUGGUCAAUGCUUCGCCCCUCACUGGCCAAUCAGAACGUUCUUCAUGGCUAAAUAUGUGGUUGCUUCAAGUAUAUUUAGGUAUUUUAUGUAUUACCUUGUCAUCAACUCCAAUUUGAAUGUCAGUCCAUUAUAGCCUAGUUCGUUAAAUAGCCUGCCCCAUAUUUGCUAAAUGUUUUGAAUGUGUUUGCAGUCCACACUGUUCUAAUUGCAUAGCUUCAAUAUGUAAAUACAUUGUUAAACAUAGGCUAUGGUGUUCACUCAGUUAUAGGGGCUAGGCCUACUAUAAAUUGCAUUCUGGACAAACGUAGUCAAUAAGCAAGAUUACAUUCACUACAGGCUAUUGAUAACGCCUAAAAAUACAGUAUAUAAUUCUAAUAAAAACUUGUUUUAAAUAGGCUAUGUCUAAAUACAGUUACAGGCACCAUAACUGCUCCCCAUGGGCUUAUACAGACAAGGCAACUUAGACUAUGGAGGGUUUUAUGCACAUCCAAACUUUUCACAGGAGCUGGAUAAAGAUCCAAUAUAAAGAGAAAGGGGGAAUGUCAACUCACCAUUAUACUGCUCGCAAGUGUAAUGUUUUACAAACAUAAUUGAACCAUCUUACAGAUCAUAUUUGCACUUCUCCAGAAAUAGCAGACGAAAUUGCAUUGCAUUCGAGCCAUGUACGUUCUCACCAUAAACCCAUGGAUGGUGAAUCUUUCAAAUAAGUUUGGGGGGGGGGGGCAUUAACAUUAACUAUACUGAACAAAAAUAUAAACGCAAAAUGCAACCAUUUCAAAGAUUUUGCUUAGUUACAGUUCAUAAAAGGAAAUCAGUCAAUUGAAAUAAAUUAAUAUGGCCCUAUUCUAUGGAUUUCACAUGACUGGGAAGCCAGGCCCACCCACUGGGAAGCCAGGCCCAGCCACUGGGAAGCCAGGCCCAGCCACUGGGAAGCCAGGCCCAGCCACUGGGAAGCCAGGCCCAGCCACUGGGAAGCCAGGCCCAGCCACUGGGAAGCCAGGCCCAGCCACUGGGAAGCCAGGCCCAGCCACUGGGAAGCCAGGCCCAGCCACUGGGAAGCCAGGCCCACCCACUGGGAAGCCAGGCCCAGCCACUGGGAAGCCAGGCCCAGCCAAUCAGAAUGAGUUUUUCCCCACAAAAGGGCCUUUUUACAGACAGAAAUACUCCUUAUACUUUUUGUUCAGUGUAGCUAAGCUCAUGCAUAGAAAAUCCUCAUCGGGUCUAACGGUCAUCUCGCGCCGAACUGCGCAUGUGUAGGCCACCAAAUCAAAGGCACUCCUUCGAUAUAAAGUCGUUUUUUGAUAAACAUUAAUACGUUUCAGUUAGUCACUUUCAUGAGGUUGGAGUAAUAACAUGUUCAGCUAUUUAAGACGUUGGCUCCAAUCUAGGUUGUUCCUUUAGAUUUAGAGAAAAUUAACAACUAAGGAAUAAUUUUUCACUUGACUUCUCAAACCCCAAACCCCGGCCUGGUCUGUUUGGUCUGUUACGCAAGCGUUCCCGGAAGUCUCGCAAUGUUGCGCAUCUGGGUUUAGAAACACUGUGGUCAUAGCCUUUCAGUAUAUGUUUUCGUAGCAGAGCAGAGCUCUCAGUCUAUCACACACACACACACACACACACACACACAUUUUUCACUUGUCCUGUAUGUGUUUGUAGGACACGGGCAGAAGGAGUGAAGGACACAGCCAACACGACUAAGCAGGCGUUGGAUGCGUCUGAGAAGGCCAUUCAGAAAGCAACCAAAGCCCUGGACCAUGCCCUGAACAACCUGAACAGCACCAGGAAUGCCACCGCAACGGUACUGUACACUACUCUUCACAGCCACACCUCAGUGUGUGUAUGAAUGUAUGUGUGUGUGUGUGUGUUUGUGUGUGUGUGUGUGUGUGUGUUUCUCAGUCUGAUAUGUCCCUUCUUGCUGUGUACCUUUCCCACUUCUCAGGUGGAAGAGAACCUUCAGGAACUGGAGACCAAGCAGAUGGGUGCUAUGAUGCGACUGGCCAACCUGUCCAUAGGGGUGGAGGCACUACGGAACAAGACAAAUCAAAACAGGGAGAUGUCCCAAGGUGUCCAGAACCAGGCCAAAAAUGCCACUCAUGCAGCAUUGGGACUGGAGCAGGUGUGUGUGUGUGUGUGUGUGUGUGUGAGUGUGUGUGUGUGUGUGUGCGCGCGUUCGUGCGUGUCCAUGCCUGUGUUGUGCAUAAGCAUGUGUUUGCAUGUGUGUCUAUGGAUGAGUGUGCCUGUUUCCUGGUUGUGCUACAACAUGUUGACGUGUAGUUGUGUGUGUCUGGUUGUUGAUGUGUAGUUGUGUGUGUCUGGUUGUUGAUGUGUAGCUGUGUGUCUGGUUGUUGAUGUAGUUGUGUGUGUUUGGUUGUUGAUGUGUAGUUGUGUGUGUGUGGUUGUUGAUGUGUAGUUGUGUGUGUGUGUGGUUGUUGAUGUGCAGUUGUGUGUGUCUGGUUGUUGAUGUGUGGCUGUGUGUCUGGUUGUUGAUGUGUAGUUGUGUGUCUGGUUGUUGAUGUGUAGUUGUAUGUGUGGUUGUUGAUGUGUAGUUGUGUGUGUGGUUGUUGAUAUGUAGCUGUGUGUGUGGUUGUUGAUGUAUGGUUCUGUGUGUGGUUGUUGAUGUGUAGUUGUAUGUGUGGUUGUUGAUGUGUAGUUGUAUGUGUGGUUGUUGAUGUGUAGUUGUGUGUGUGGUUGUUGAUGUGUAGCUGUGUGUGUGGUUGUUGAUGUAUAGUUAUGUGUGUGGUUGUUGAUGUGUUGCUGUGUGUGUCUCUGUGUUGUGAUCCAGAGGCUGAAUGAGACGGAGGAUCUGUACAAGGACCUGCAGAUGAAGGUGGACUCUCUGGGUGGGGCCUCUGGGGACCUGGGGAGUGUCAACCAGAGGGCCCAGGAGAUCAAGAAGGAGGCUGAAGACCUGCUCACUAAGACCGACAAGGGCAUAGAAACCCUACGAAGUGUGUACUGUACUGCCCUCUGAAACUUGACAUAUGAGAUACCAUAUGUAUCCAACAUAGAGCCGUAUGGAACCAUGAAGUGAAUUGAUGGCUGUAAAGUAUUCCAUGGCCAAAGGAUAUCAGCAUGGUGUCUUUGGUUUUGUAUGUAGAUGUGCUAGUAAGUGUGAACUGGGAGUUCUCUACGUAGAACAACAGUUUUGACCAGGGCCCGUAGGGUUCUUCUCCAAAGCAGUGCAUUAUUACAUUUACAUUUUAGUCAUUUAGCAGACGCUCUUAUCCAGAGCGACUUACGGGAGCAAUUAGGGUUAAGUGCCUUGCUUAAGGGCACAUCGGCAGAUUUUUCACCUAGUCGGCUCGGGGAUUAGAACCAGCGACCUUUCGGUUACAGCUUUUCAAUUAAUGUCCCUGAAUUGUUGUCUUCCUAUAAUGAGUUCUCUGCUGUUCUGUUUCAGAGCUUGAGAAGAAGUUCCGUAAUAAUGAGCAGAGAAUGCAGGACCAGCAGACUGAGCUAGGAGAGCUUGAGAAGAACGCCACGGACGCACGGGAGGCCAUACGAAAGCAGGUGCAGACAUACAACAACUGCAACUGAUAGUGUGUUAUUGAAGGAUGUAGGGGAGGAAAAACUAUAUUCCACUGGUGCUUUAUUCCCAUUCUCCCUCUGUAAAAUGUGAAAUGAAUUUAAUAAAAAAAUAUAUCACAAAAUAAAAGAAAUACAGCCACUGUUAGUGAGGGGAACACGGUCAUGUGUACUAUACUCCUGUAGUCCAUUAGAACACAGCAGCUCCUUCUGAUCAAGGAGCCAGGGUUCCGGUCUCGAAGCAUGGUUUCCACUGGUCUUACAGUCUUGCUUCGGUACUGCCGUUUAACUGACGUCCGGCCCAGAAAGACAAUUUCCAUAGAGAAGUCAGAUUAGAACAUUCCCAAUAAGACACUUUAGUCAUCACCUUUGUGCACAGAACAUCCAUUGAAUUAUUCAAAUAAUUGUCACUGAGGCCGAUUUUCUUUUCAUUACUCACAACCAAAGAUAUGAACAUCUUAUAUUCAUCCAAUGUCUGCCAUUUUUUUGGGAUGACGUGAUGACGUUGUCGCUGCUCGCGCUGUUCCCUAUGCGCACUGAGCGCUAGUGCACAUGGGAAGUUGGGCUGUGUAAACCGGAUGCAACCCGGAUAUACAGUUGAAGUCGGAAGUUUACAUACACUUAGGUUGGAGUCAUUAAAACUCAUUUUUCAACCACUCCACAAAUUUCUUGUUAACAAACUAUAGUUUUGGCAAGUCGGUUAGGACAUCUACUUCGUGCAUGACACAAGUAAUUUUUCCAACAACUGUUUACAGACAGAUUAUUUCACAUAUAAUUCACUGUAUCACAAUUCCAGUGGGUCAGAAGUUUACCUACACUAAGUUGACUGUGCCUUUAAGCAGCUUGGAAAAUUCCAGAAAAUGAUGUCAUGGCUUUACAAGCUUCUGAUAGGCUAAUUGACAUCAUUUGAGUCAAUUGGAGGUGUACCUGUGGAUGUUUUUCAAGGCCUACCUUCAAACUCAGUGCCUCUUUGCUUGACAUCAUGGGAAAAUCAAAAGAAAUCAGCCAAGACCUCAGGAAAAUGUUUGCAGACCUCCACAAGUCUGGUUCAUCCUUGGGAGCAAUUUACAAACGCCUGAAGGUACCAAGUUCAUCUGAACAAACAAUAGUACGCAAGUAUAAACACCAUGGGACCACGCAGCCGUCAUACCGCUCAGGAAGGAGACGCGUUCUGUCUCCUAGAGAUGAACGUACUUUGGUGCGAAAAGUGCAAAUCAAUCCCAGUACAACAGCAAAGGACCUUGUGAAGAUGCUGGAGGAAACAGGUCCAAAAGUAUCUAUAUCCACAGUAAAACGAGUCCUAUAUUAACAUAACCUGAAAGGCCGCUCAGCAAGGAAGAAGCCGCUGCUCCAAAACCGCCAUAAAAAAGCCAGAUGAAAGUAGCUAGCUUGUCUAACUAUCUUAGCUGUCCUGCCUGCUGGAAAGGAUGGUAGACUUUAGAAAAGCAAGAAAUUACUAAAUGUACUGAAUAAGACUCACAUUCCUUUCAAUCAUUUACACAGAUUUCAGCAGAGAUGCAGAUAAGCGUAUUUAGUUUCUAUAAAAGAAGAACCACCCGUCAGGGAGGAUACAGACAGCUCAAGAGGUAUGCUUAGAUAAAAUAAACAUAUGUAUUUUUUUACAUAGAAUUAAGCAUAAUGAUUAUGGCUCUAGAUUGCAGGAAAAAGCAGUUUCAGGUGUUUCAUGCAAAAUUCUCCAACCCCCCCCCCCCAGACAUCCUCGCGUACUUUGUGCCCUCAGAUUUUUGGGGUGCAUGACGCCCCUGAUUCGAUACUAUAGCUCAAAGCUAUGUGUGAAAACGCUUCAUUUUGAAGUGAGCAAAAGUGGUCUACUCUAACGCUGAGGUGAUUCCAUGUCCCUUGUGUAUUUAAAUACUGGAUACAUUAAGAUUCAUAUCAGAGAGCCCUCCAAAACAUAUGCUUAUGAUCAUAUAUUUAGACUGAUUCAACUAACUGUUGUAGUUUCUUCAUCAAAUAUUUGGCAGCCAUCAAAUAAAUAUUUUUUUAGUUUUCAAGUUACUUGCAUAUAUAUUGAAAUACCUUCAAAUAUUAGCCAAUUUGGUUUUCUGCAAAGGUAUUCAAAAUACUUUCAAAUAUUAAAAGAAAACAUUCUGAGACCUGUAUUUGAUUAUCAAAGAAGAUAGUUGCCUUUUAGUUUAAACUAUACUGUAUAUAAACUACACUGAACUAAAAUAUCAGUCAAUUUAAAUAAAUAAAUUAGGUCCCAAUCUAUGGAUUUCACAUGACUGGGAAUACAGAUAUGCAUCUGUUGGUCACAGAUAUCUUUUUUAAAAGGUAGGGGCGUGGAUCAGAAAACCAGUCAGUAUCUGGUAUGACCACCCUUUGCCUUAUGCAAAGCGACAGAUCACCUUCGCAUAGAGUUAAUCAGGCUGUUGAUUGUGGCCUGUGGAAUGUUGUCCCUCUCCUCAUCAAUGUCUGUGCAAAGUCGCUGGACAUUGGCGGGAACUGUAACACACUGUCAUACAUGUCGACCCAGAGCAUCCCAAACAUUCUCAAUAGGUGACUUGUCUGGUGAUUAUGCAGGCCAUGGAAGAACUGUGACAUUUCCAGCUUCCAGGAAUUGUGUACAGAUCCUUGCGACAUAGGGACGUGCAUGAUCAUGCUGAAAACAUGAGAUGAUGGAGGUGGAUGAAUGGCACGACCAAUGGACCUCAGGAUCUUGUCACGGUAUCUCUGUGCAUUCAAAUUGCCAUCAAUAAAAUGCAAUUGUGUUUGUUGUCCGUAGCUUAUGCCUGCUCAUACCAUAACCCCACCGCCACCAUGGGCCACUCUGUUCACAACGUUGACAUUAGCAAACCGCUCGCCCACACAACGCCAUACACGUUGUCUGCCAUCUGCCUGGUACUGUUGAAACCAGGAUUCAUCUGUGAAGAGCACAUUUCUCCAGCAUGCCAGUGGCCAUCGAAGGUGAGCAUUUGCCGACUGAAGUCGGUUACGUCGGUUACGACGCCGAACUGCAGUCAGGUCAAGACCCUGGUGAGGACGACAAGCACUCAGAUGAGCUUCCCUGAGACGGUUUCUGACAUUGUGUGCAGAAAUUCUUCGGUUGUGCAAACCCACAGUUUCAUCAGCUGUCCGCGUGGCUGGUCUCAGAUGAUCCUGCAGUUGAAGAAGACGGAUGUGGAGGUCCUGGGCUGGCGUGGUUACAUGUGGUCUGUGGUUGUGAGGCCGGUUGGACAUACUGCCAAAUUCUCUAAAAUGACGUUGGAGGUGGCUUAUGGUAGAGAACUUAACAUUGAUUUCUCUGGCAACAGCUCUGGUGGACAUUCAUGCAGUCAGCAUGCCAAUUGCACACUCCCUCAAAACUUGAGGCAUCUGUGGCAUUGUGUUGUGUGACAAAACUUCACAUUUUAGAGUGGCUUUUUAGUGUCCCCAGCACAAGGUGCACCUGUGAUGAUCAUGCUGUUUAGUCAGCUUCUUGAUGUCACAUCUGUCAGGUGGAUGGAUUAUCUUGGUGAAGGAGAAAUGCUCACUAAAUUUCUGAGAUGUUUUAUUUCAGCUCACGAAACAUGGGACCAACACUUUACAUGUUGCCUUUAUAUUUUUUGUUCGGUGUAUAUUUGACUACCUCGAGUAUUUGAAAUGUUUUCAAAUAAACUACAAAAUACAACUGUUUUCUGCCCAGGUCUGCACUACAUAGGUAAUCUGUGCCUGUCUGUCAACGCCCAGUGUUCCCUAUUCAUUAAUUUAAUGGUUUUUAUACAGCCAUCUGGUUUUUAUACAGCCAUCUGCACCAGUUUGGUGUGUGUGGUUCAAGGUGACAACUGGAUAGGGACAAAUUAA